AUGGGCUCAGAGACCCCUGUGGACCAGAGCCUAGGAUGGAUGGCCUCCCGGGCUAAAGAUACUUUAUGUCUAAGUCAUCCUGUACCCAGGAGGGUGCAGGGUACAACGCCAACCCGACCCCAUAACUGUAGGGACUGGUCGGGGACAAGUACUGUAGGGGGCAUGGCCCUAAAAGACUAUGUGACCCAUGUGAGUCAUGCUGCGACUGCCGAGGGUGGACAAGGGGGAGAAGUGUAAUAUAUAAUUAUAUAAUAUUCAAACAUACUGUCCUAUGAUUGUGUAUUUAACCUUUUUUUGAGAUCUAUAUUGGAAUGCCGAUACAAGUUAAAGUUAUAUUCCAAGUGGGAAAGCUAAGUACAAUUUUUGGUUGUAAAUUGCACUUGGUCACUUUUUUUGCUAUAUAAUAUUGCACAUAUUAUUCUCACUUAUUUAAAUAAUUAAUUUUGGUCUUAAAGGCACAGUGCACUUUACUUUUGGUUUUGUAUAGUUACACGUGAUUGAGCUUUUUCACUGUAUAUAGUGCUGCUUAUUACAUGUAUUUAUUACUAUCAAUUGAUUCAGCGCCAUAACACUAAUUGUGUGUUUUUUAGUAAGGGGGAGAUGUGUGACUGACCGCCAUCACUAAGUACCACACCCAUUGCAUAUUUGUGUGUUUUCCCUUUGUAUCGUGUGGUCCCUCUAUUAUUUUUACGUUUUUUUAUUUAUUUUAAUUUACUUACUAUUUGUAUUUUAUAAUAAUAUAUAAGUACAAUAUAUAUAGUUAUAUAUAUUAUACAUAUAUACAUAUAUAUAUAUAUAUAUAUAUAUACACGUGUGUAAUUUAAUUAUAAUUGUAUUUUUAUAUUAAUAUAAAAGUACACUUAGUAUGACAUUAUAUAUAUGCUAUAUAGACAUAUAUUAUAUGAAUAUAAUAUAUGUCUAUAUAGCAUAUAUAUAUAUAUAUAUAUAUAUAUAUAUAAUAUAUAGAAAACGUCCCUGCACUCAAGCUGUAAUAUUACAAAAAAGUUGCCGGGUGCCAGCCUGGACUCAAGGGUAUCCAGAAAAUUUCAAAAAGUAUAGCUGCACUCACGGUUGAGGAAUAAAAUCUUCAAUGCUUUAUUUGGUCAUUUAAAAUAAGGAUCGACGUUUCAUUCCAACUUGUGGACUUUCCUCAGGAUCAAGACAUGUCUCUCUCUCUCUCUCUCUCUCUAUAUAUAUAUAUAUAUAUAAAAUUAUAUAUUUUAAUUAACAUAAAAAAUUUUUUAUUUUUUUUAUUUUACGAUUGCAGGGAGACUGUCUGUCAGCACAGGCAGUCCCCCUGCAGACAGACACUUGGACACCUUUUGUGGCGGGGAGACUGCCUGACACACCGGGAGCAACGCCGAUCGCUGCCGGGGGAACGACGGCGAUCGGGUAAGUACAUCACACCGUUUUGAUGGUACAGGACUGUCACUGUUCCUCAAGGGGAUUUUUCCGAUGAUGGUCCUGAACCGUCAGCGGUCGUGAAGGGGUUAAAUAUUAGUUUCAUAAUAUAUCACACUUUUUCAUCAUGUAUAUAUAUAUAUAUAUAUAUAUAUAUAUAUAUAUAAAGUUCUUGAAUUACUUGAAUAAAUUCAAAUCCAAUUUCAGUUUAUUCAAGUGAUUCCAUCAUAAAGCAAAAAAAUUUACGUUUCAGGGGAACUUUCAUCUGGACGGCGACUUUUUUGCUUUAUGAUAGAAUUACUUGGAUUUGAAGACCUAGAAUGCUGGUAUGGAUUUAUAAAUCUUUUUGUAUAUACUUUGCAUAACUGAGCACCAGACACUUUAAUCUGCAUCAGGUGUACUUGAGACAAAACCUGUUUUGCAUAUUUGUGCUGUUGUGAGGGAUUCUAUCCAAGGGGUUAAAUUAUUUUGAGACUGGAGAAUUCAUUAUAAGUUGCAUUUUAGUUUGAAUAAUUUUGAUUACAACUGUAUGUAUAUAUAUAUACAUUAUUUCAAAGUCAAGCUUUCAAUAGUUUUCCUCUCUUUCCCAGGUCUGAAGCAAUAUUGAUCAAUCUGAUAGAGAUUAACACUUAAAACAACUGAUUUUAGAGAAGGGGAGGGAGGGGGUGGUGAGUGGGUAGUCAUAAAUAGCAGAAGAUGUGCCUGAAAGUGAAAGGUGCAGAUUGGUUGAGAAUAGCCAGAAAAAAAAGUAAAUAAACAGAAAAAAGUAAAUAAGCUAGUUAAAAAAAAAAAAAAAAAAGAAAAAAACAAACUCCAAUAAAACCAUAGCAGAGCAGGGCAUGCACAUAUAUAGCUUCAUUUGUGUGUGUCUAUAUAUAUAUAUAUAUAUAUAUAUAUAUAUAUCACUGCAAUCUGUCAAUAUGGGGAUGAAGGAGGGAAUGCACCAUCUUGCUCUUUAAUGCAAUUUUAUUGGCACAUUCAUCAAGUCAUAUGGGAAAUAAAACUGUACACCAAUAUUUAAUAUGUCAAAUGAAUACAUCUUUAUACGUUCUACAGUGAUUCCCAAUCAUCCCCCUCAUCGUCUGAUGAAGAGUCUAUGACUGAAGAAGAAAUGGUAGUACUGCUGGAAAAAGUAGAGGAAAAGAAAAAGCUGAUAGCCACUAUUAGGAAUAAGCCAUGGCGAAUGAAGAAAAAGCUUUCUGUACUAAGGUAAUAGAGAUGGAAUGGUUUUGUGAGUAGACAUUUGUAUCACAAUAUGUGACACAUUUUUACAGGAACUCUAAGCAAAACCACGUCAUGUUAUGCAGUUUUAAUGCAUAGGCCCGUAAAACAGUGCUGUUUUAGAGAAAUGGUAAUGUUUAUUUUUUUCUAAAAUACAUCUCUAGUGGUUAUCUGAAAAACAGCCAGUCUCUGUAACAAAGUGAAAUAAAGAUGCAAAGGGAAAAGUGAAAGUACAAUUUAAAAAAAUCUAAGUAAAAUCUAUACUUUUGCAUAUUUACUAAAAGGCAAAUUAUAUUUAAUGACUUAUUUCAAGACUGUUGGGUUAUUCACUAAGUUUACAUCUGUAUAACAUUAACCCCUUAAGGAUGGCAGACGGGCUAUGCCGUCCUUAAAGGGGUGGACCUAAAUGCCGGAGGACUUAACUUUUCAAAAUAAAACCUGUACAUGGGGAGGGGUAUUGUUAUACCUGUUUCAAAACAGUAAAACUUAUCACAAUGAUGAUAUCACCAGUAAAAGUGCAGUUUUUGUGUAAAAAAAAAACUAAAUUUCUUAAUUUCUCACACAUUUUUUACAUUUUAUUCAUAUUAAAUUUAAUUCAUAUAUAUAUUUAAUCUGAAAUGAAAGCCCUGAUUCUCCUGAACAAAAUGAUAUAUAAGUGUGGGUGCACUUAAUAUGAAAGAGGUGAGUUAUGAUUGAACCACAUAUAGUGCAAAUUCUAAGUUUUGUUUAUGUUUUGUUUUGAUCACAACAAUUUGGUGCAUCCUUGAGGGAAUAAAAUGUAAAUGGCAAAAUUAAAGCAAAAAUCUGUUAAAAAACUAACUUGGUUAUUUUAGACUAAAUGUCACCAUUCAGAUUUCAGUUGGCUACAUUUCAGAGUUUAAUAAAUAACCCUGCACAUACCAUUAAUGUUCCUCUCAAACAUAGAAUACUUUACGGGAAAUAGAAGACAAUCUGUGGAUAGGUUUGGUAAUUAGAUACCUGACAAGCAAGGGAGCUUCUUUUUCAGGUAUCUAGAUUCUCAUCUGGUUUACUGUUUUAAUUAAAGGCAUUUAAGAAUGUAAUCCUGCUAUCAUGGUUACACGGAGUUGUAAAAUCUCAAUGAGUCUACUGUGACAUUGACACAAAGACGUGAAAUACUGUUGAAUAUUCAGCUACUGUAUCUGUUAUAUUAAAUCAUGACGUUCUGUGAUUGUGCUUGUUUAACAAUGUUCUAAAGUUGAAAUGGAAGCUGGAGGUAAAACCAAUUUUAAAGAAGCUGCACUUUCAUGUAUCUAGAUACAGAUCAGGUAUUAACCCCUUAAGGACCAAACUUCUGGAAUAAAAGGGAAUCAUUACAUGUCACAUAUGUCAUGUGUCCUUAAGGGGUUAAGAAAUCCUAAUUUGAAUAAUUAGCUAUUGUUGUAUAUGAACUAUUAAAUGGUGAAACCAUGUGAUUAAGCUUCUAUACGGAAAACUAGAGUUAAUACAUACAUAUAAAAGCUGAUGUUAUAUUAAUAAUAACUCGAUCAUGAAUAGGAGGUUUGUGGAGCCCCAUAAUCCAGCUAACUUCACGCAUGGUAUAUGAUAUUUUAAAGUAGGGGUGCUUAAAAGGUAGAUCUGCAGAUGUUUUAAAACUACAACUUCCGUGAUGCUUUGUCACUCUAAAGCAGUCUAAAUUUUUAUUUAUUUAUUUUUAAAAUCUAUUUACAGUGGUUUGACAAAAACUGGGGCUCUUCUGGCAUCCAAAUCCCAGACCCUUUACAAUGGAAAAUGUCAAGUGAAAGUUUAAUUCCCAGAUUAAUCGUGAAAAUUGGUAAACCUCUAAAAGCAAUUACAGGCAGUGAGCACUACUUAGUAGAAGGAUCCCUUUAAAGACAUUUAAUUAGAGCAGGUAACAUGAUCUAUAUAACAAAAUAAAAGCUUCAUUACUAUUGGCUUUACUGGCAGUUUACAUUUCACCUCCCUUUAGGAGUGAUGCUGAAUGAACAGAACCAUAUUAUGGAACACACACAACUUACCACAUAGUUGCCACCCCUACAUGUGGGUAGUGGCACACCCUAUCUAUUUGACUUUGUAUCAUCAUAUGAUGACCGUCUGGUUAUAGGGACGGAAAUGUGGAAUUUCUAGUGAUAAUAGAUAUAUUUUUGAAAUGUUAUGAAACCUUUCAGUUACUUGUCUUAAUUCAAAAAAUAAUAUUUAUAUUAUAGCUUGGCAAUUCUAUUCAAUGCUCCAUUCAAUUAGUGUCCAACCUAUAUAUUCUGAUAAAAUUCCUAUUUUAAUCUCAGUGAAAUAAAUGUCGCUGUCAGUGUGUUUAAACCAAUCCAAAUAGUUUUUUAUACACAGUAAUUUCAAUUUAAAAAAAAUGUGUUUUUAAUGUACUAGGGAGGCUCAGAAGUUUGUGGAGAAAUUUGAAGGUGCAUUGGGAAAAGGAAAGGGAAAGAAAUUCUAUGCAUAUAAAGUUAUGAUGUUGAAGGUAAGACAUUCAUUGUUUUUCUUUCACAAUUUCUUUCCUCUUUUCUUGCUUAUUUUCCCAAAGGAGGCUCAAUAUCCCUAAGAUUACUAGUUUCUCACAUACUUGUUGAUAAACCUGACAUUUAUAUUUUUAUUUAAUUAAGAUUGUUGAUUCUGCACAUUCUGUCCAUUCUACCCUAGGCUAGAAUCUACAUUGUAACUGACAGUUUUCUACUGUUAUUGUGUCUCUAAAUAUAUUAAAGCACAAAAUAAAAAUUCUAAUAAAAAAUAUAAUACAGCAUGUUAGACAGAGACUAGUUAACAGAAACAACUUUAGAUUCCAUAGGCUAACAUGCCGCAUACACAGCAGUGCCUCCAUCAUAAAGUUAAAUUUGAACUCCAAAGUUAACAUUUUUCUAAUAUUACUGUUCUAAAAUGAAUUUUGAAUGACUGCAUUUGAAUAUUUAUAAAAUGCUUCACAUGCAUGGCUACAAGACUUGAAACACCUGAAUUAGACCAACCUACAAAAGGAUCCAACAAUAUUAAUUUUGAUCUGUCACUUCACAGGAUGUUUAAUAAUAUGUUUACUUAUCUCCUACAUUUAACAAGUAUGUAUAUUUUAUGUAAUACUGAUAUUUCCAGAGAAAUUACAGUUCCCCUUUAAUGCUCAUCUCUGACCUAAAUCCUCAUUUUGUUUGAAACUUAAAAUCUUCAAUACAAACUUGAUAAAUCAGGGGGAAAUGUAAGACUCAUAAGCCAAUUGUAAACUGCCAAAUAGAAAUGUCAGCAGAACGGCAUAUAAACAGAUUUACUGUUAUCCGUUUUCAAGAAGUUGCUCAUAAUAUUAGUAUUUUGAACCCUGAAUAUUGAACUAUAUCUCAAUCUGUGUUGCUGGUCCACAAACUAUGUAAUAUAUAUGAGUUUUAGUCUAAUAACAGCAAGAUAAUGAAAUUUGACACCUGGUGUAGGCUUUUUCCAUAUGCUAAUCACAGAGUGAUAUAAUUUCCAACACCAAAAUAACUGUUAUUAUAAAAAAACACUAGUCUAAUUGAAUAUGAGGACGUAGCAUGGUGUAAACCUUCAUUUUGGUAAUCAUGCUAUGUAAGGGUAAUUUUUAUUUUUAUUUUAAAACUUUAAAUGAAUUUAAAACUCAGCAGUACUUUUCUAAAUGAAAGAAACAAUAAAGGAAUACUAUAGGGUCAGGAACAGAAACAUGUAUUCUUUAUCCUAUAUUGUUAAAAACACCAUCUGUUACCCCCUUCUCCUCCCACUUUCCCCUAAAUAUAGUAAAAUAUUUCCUUGAUUCCAGUCUGCUGCUGCUGACUCUACCCAUGAUCUGCCUGCUUGGCUGACAUCGUCAGAAGUAGUGAUCAAAACCAAUCACAAUGCUUUCCCUAGGAACACAUUGGAUUGGCUGAGACUGUCAAGGAGGUAGAUAAGGGGCAAAACCAGCACAAGCCAAACACUGCCCUGGUCAAUCAGCAUCUGCUCAUAGAGAUGCAAUGAACCAAUGCAUCUUUAUGAGGAAAGUUAAGUGUCUCCAUGCAGAGAGUAGAGAUGUUGAAUGUGCAGCAUUGCCCCAGGAAGCACUUCUAGCAGCCAGCUAAAGGGGUAGCCAGUGGCAGUAUCCCUAGGCUGUAAUGUAAAUACUGCCCUUUUCUCUGAACAAACUGUAUUUACUGCAAAAUGCCUGAGAGGAAUGAUUAUACUCACCAGAACAAAAUUAUUUUUUUCUAGAAUAAAAAAAAAAAAAAAAGAAGCAUAAAUAACUGUUUUAAAAUUGUGAUGAUUGCUAUGUACCAAAUGUGUAAAGCAUAACCAUGGUUUUAAAAUGUGACACAUGCUUGGCUAAUGAUAUAACAUUGUAAGAAUAAUAGCUAGUGUAUAACUGGAUAAAAUAUGCUCUCCAUUCUGAAAAUGAAGCUCAUCCUGAAGUUAAUGACAUACACUUAUGUGUAGAUGAAAAAAAUGCUUCUUUCUAGUCUGUUAUCCAAAAGACCAUUGCCAUUGUGUAGAGAGCAAACUUCUGCAAUAUAAUUAUUUUAAAAUAGCCUACUUUGAAGCGUAAAACUAGAGGUCAUUGUCACCUUGCAGGAACAAAUUGGUAGACUUGUAAUUUGUAAAAUAGCUGUGAUAUAACUAGGCACAUUAUCUACAAGCAGCAGAAUUCUUACCGAUAACUUCUAAACAUGUAGGAAUUUUUGUUAUUUUUUUUUUUAUAUCUUUUGUUGCAUUUUCUUUUUGAGAAAUCUGCUACUAAGACAAAAAUAAUAUAGCAUAUGAAAAUAACUUGAGUGUGCAAAAGGAAAAAAAAUGCAGAAAAAAAAAUAAUAUGUACCAUUAUAAGAAUUCUACUGGAGAUUAGUUAUGUGAAUACACGUGUUAGAAGAGAAGUGCCCCAUCUAAGACUAUCAAACAUUAUAAUAUAAUGUUCUUAUAUUGCAUUGCAUUCUUUUCACUGUGCCCUUUGGAAUACACUCUCUGUCUGUAAAACUAUGAUAUCUAUUAUUAUUAUGAUGUUUAUAGAGUGCUGUCAAAUUCCGCAGUGCUUUACAAUGGGUGGACGAACAGACAUGUAGUUGUAACCAGACACGUUGGACACACAGGAACAGAGGGGUUGAGGGCCCUGCUCAAUGAGCUUACAUGCUAGAGGGAGUGGGGUAAAAUGACACAAAAAGGUAAGGAUAGUAUUAGACUAAUGACAGUUGCAGAAGAGGAAUCAGUCAGGAGCUAUUAACAGUUUAAUUGAUACGCUUUUAUGAAGAAGUGGUUUUUUAACACUGAAGGAGUGGAGACUGGGUGAGCAUCUAACGGAGGAGGGAAGCGAGUUCCACAGGAACAGUGCAGCCUUCGAGAAAUCUUGAAGGCAAGCAUCAGAGGUGGGAGUACGGACAGAAGAUAGACGUAAGUCUUCAGCAGAUCGUAAGGGCCUAGACGGGCCAUACUUGUGUAUAAGGGAGGAUAUAUAGGUGGGAGCAGCAUUAUGUAGAGAUUUGAAAGCAAGAACCAGAAUUUUAAAUUGAGCUUUAUAUUUUAUAGGAAGCCAAUGUAGGGAUUGACAGAAGGGUGAGGCAGGGGAGGUGCGAGCGGACAGGAAGAUGAGCCUUGCCGUCGCAUUCAUUAUGGACUGUAACGGCGCUAGCUGGGAGCACGUAAGACCACUGAGAAGCAGAUUACAGUAGUCAAGGCGAGAAAGGACAGUGGAAUGGACCAACACCAUAGUCGCAUCUGGCGUUAAGUAGGCCAGAUGCGUUAAUAUCUGGCGUUCAUAUCUACUGUCAUUCUUGAUCGCCUCUUAAGCCUCUUGACACAGACUAAAAUCUGUCUCUCUCCCUCUUACACUGCUACCACUGCCUGCCUAUCCUAUGAUAGAUUGCACAUAUCACACACUCCCAGACCAUGCGAUGGAGUGGGGUUUUUUCUCUCCUCUCCUUCCAACCUUUGCCAACUACAACUACAAUUAAUUAAUUAGGAUACACAUUUAAUUAAACAAUUAAAGUGAGUUAAAUAUUUAUUUUAUUUUCAGAAAUGGAUAAAGUUUAAAAGAGAUUUUGAAAAUUUCAAAACAGCAUGUAUACCAUGGGAAAUGAAGAUUAAAGAAGUGGAAAGUAUGUGGAAUUCCGAAAUCAUAUCUGUUGUUUGUCUGUAUAGGAAACUCAAUAUAUGUAACAUGUCAGUCUGAACACAUUGUUCUUAUGCUAUUUGGGCUUUUUUUUAAUAAACAAAAAGUGACAUUGUGCUUAAAAUAUAUUUAAUUGCCCAGGAGUUAUGUUCUUGAGGGCAGUCUGGGCAUGAAUAGAUUCAGGGUGCAACUACUUUUGAGGCAUCAUAUUGGCAAAUCUCUGACCUAUUCUUUGUUGGAAAAAAAUCCAGUGACUCAACCACACUCAACCACAAAUUAACAGAUAGUAGAGAUCUUGGUGCUCUCCCGACUACAAUUGGUAUUCUAUAGCACUCACACUUUUUAUAAACCCCCAUACCACAGCCCAUUGGAAGAGGGAACCUGUAAGAGCACAUUCAUAGACCAAACCAUACAUCAUUGUAACACUUACAUUGUCAUCCAUGUUUUGAGGAAGAAUAAGAGAUCAUUUGUAAACGUCCUAUUUUGUUGUCCAUGAAAAUCCAGGAGACCCUUUUGUAAUAUUUUAGUUUUUUUGCCCAACCGAAGCACAGUGGUGUGUGGCAUAUGUGUCACGACUACCAUUGUGGUCCAACACGCAAAACUAUGUAACAUCUGCAUAGACUGUAGAAGAUAGACUGAAUGUAAACCGGUCCUUAGAAUGGCCAGGUUAAUAUGUUGAAAGACAGAGAAUGGUCAAGGGAAAGCCGAGGUAAAGGAAGCCAGAAAUAAAUGAGAUCGAUAAGGAAAGCCAAGUCAGGGAAACCAGAGAUAAAAGUAGUCAGGAAUAGCUAAAGUCAAAAUAUCGGGAAGAUCAAAUAACAAGAACAAGGAAAAUGCACUCUCGGGAACUAGGAACUGAAACCACGACAGGGCCAUGGACUAGGGAACCUUAGGGGUUUAAAUACCCCUCCUUGUGCUGUGAUUGGUCAGAGCUUGGCCUCUGACCCCAGAAUGUGUGUGUGCAUCGACGUUAUGUCCCUAGGAGGCGGAGCUACAAAUGGCCGCGACCUUGUGCGCCAUUUUGUUUGCUGCUUGUGGAUGGGACGGACGCCCCAGCAAGACGGCUCCUGGCUCACUGCUGAACAAGUAAGUUCACUAACCUGUCAGCAUAGUCGCUACUAUAAUAGGUUGAAGUAAUUGCAGUGCUUAGAGUGUCCCUUUAAUAUAGUUGUAAUGGAAAGUCAGCUAUUUUUGUAAAAGUACAAAUCCAACAAAAUCUGCCAGUGUGAAAGAGGUGCAAAAUGUAAAUGAAUAUCGGACUUGAAGAUUUAUUUGUCCACAAGAUGAUCAUGUCAUACAGCACUAAGCAAUUUGUUUGCAAAAUCAGUGCAACUCAAUCUUUAUAUUUUAAACACAAAUUUGGUACAUUGCCAUUAAAUCGAACUUAGAAAAAAAUCCUAAAAUAUAAGUUGAAAACAUAGAAAAAGCAGAUUUGGUUUCUCAUGCAUUCUCAGUGCAUACAAUUCAAAUUAAUAAAAUGACCCAAGUGAAGCCUGACUCAUUUUAAUUGCUGCUUCUGAGUUAUUGAAACGUUUAAAAAUGCAGGUCACGUACUAAUAGCAGUUUGCAUAAAAAUUAUGAAUUAAUUAUAAUUAGAAGAUAUGGUAAACAAUUGUGUAUAAAAAAUAUGUAAAAUGCAUACUGUGUUACACUGUUUAAAGUAUCUUUAUUCAAAUCCCUUCAAUUUAUAUUCUAAUAGUAUAUUCUCUCAAUGCAGACUAUAAUUUUAUUCUCAAACCUAAUAAAAGAAUGGCUUGCUAUGUAUUUGUAUUACAUAAAUCUUUAAUAGGAUAGCAGCAUGAUAUGUGGGGUUAUACACUAAAUAGAGACUUUAAAUUGAAUUCAAAGUGAAUUUCAAAUUUAGGAUAAAAAUAUCCAACCUGGAAACAUUCUCAGCUAUGCUUCCAAUUUGGCUAUUUUGGCCUUACAUUUAAAUUCACUUUGAAUUCUCACAUUUUGAAUAACUCUGCCAGUGUUGUUGAGAUGUUUUAAAAUCAACAAAUAUUUGAAAUAUACAAUAAAAUUCUAAGCUAAAUUCUGUAAAAUUAUCUUUACCUGCAUAGGUUUUGUACAUAGAAAAAAAAUCAAAAUUGAGUGGCAAUCCCAGUCUCUAGUUAAAUUACAAUAAAAUUGUUCAAAUACAAUUACAAUUAUUUAUAUAGCGCCAAUAUAUAGCAUCAACAUAUUCCAUAACGUUGUUCAAUAGUUAAACAAGACAAACAUUGAAUUCUAGAGAAACAUGUAUGACAUACAGGUAGUAGGUGAAGAGGUCCCUUCCCAAAUGAGCUUACAAUCUAAACACAUAAAAGACAUUGCCUUAUUAAAUCUGUAGACAACACAUAUUGCAUGUCACAAAUCAAACAAUGACUGCUGGUACCAAGCAAAUAAAUGUCUUGGAACCCCCAGGGAUUCCUGACCUGGAGAACAGGAACGUCAGCAUAUAUUAUACAGGUCCAGUUAAACAGACUCUGACAGGGUUAUUCACUAAAGUCCGAAUGGCCCCAUACCGAACUUGGCAAAACCAUUCAGCUGCAUACAGCACCAUGUGAACUGAAAAACCUGGUCACUGAUCAUGCUGUUUCACAAUGUCCAGAUUUUACAAUUCAGGUUCCAAAUGUAUCAGCUUGUCUGAAUGCUGCAGGAUGGCUGAAAGCCAUACCCGAACGAUUUAAAGUCAGGCCUAAAUGCACCAAAUCUGUGCCCAAAUUUUCAAAAUCUGAACUAGUUGCCCACUUCAUCGCUAGCAGACAGCGGGCAAAUAGUUAAAAAAACCAAAAACUUAGCAAUGCAAGGGUUAAUUACGUGGCCGCAAGCCAGCUUUUCCUAUCCAUCCACCACAUUAAAGUAAAGAUAAAUAAAUAAAACCUACCCAGUAGUUGCGGGUGGGGGCUCUCAUAAUAAUAUACAAUGGGAGGUCAAACCCCUAGCCGCUUCCUCUUCAAAGAAAUGAAUCCUACCUACCCCCAUCACCCAAAUAUUAGUAAAAUCUAGCCAUUAAAACUAUCUAAAAAAUAAAUAAAUAAUACUUACCAUCUGAAGUCUUCUUUUAUGAAAAUUGUGUCUUUGGCCCUCAGAUACCAUAUUCUUGCAAAUGUUCCCAAUGGCAAGUAUCGAGGGAAGUGAGACUUACCUAUCAGAGCACUAUGUUUGGUUGGCACUCUAGUUCAGAGCGCUCUUAUAAGAAUUCAAAGUGUGCAUUGUGCAUCCCACUGUCUCCUGUCUUCCAGGGUGAAUCUCCUCUUAAACCCUCUUAGAAUACAUCUGUCGUGCAGCUUUAUAAACUCUAAUUGUUAUUUUUUUCUUUUUGCAUUUUGGCAGUGCACUAUAAGGACAACACCAAGCAUUUAAGUGUUGAGAUUAGUUUCAUAUGUGCAGUCAAUAGAAAUUGCUUAUUUAGUCUUAUUGGAUGACCUUGUAAGUGCCUGCUUUUAUAUGUUCUUUCUAUAUCUCUUUCAAAAUCAGAUUUCUUCUCUCCAGUAUUCUUUAUGUAUUUAGAUAUAUUUAGAUGUGGGCUGACAGGUCUAUUCUUUUUUUACUACAAUUUGUAUAUUGUAUCAUACAUUUUUUUAAUAGAAAAUAUUAAUACAUUAUUCAUUUUUAAAAAAAAUACUUAGCUUAUUAAUAAAUUGGAAAAUUGUGCUUUUCACUUUACCAGGUCAUUUUGGUUCAUCGGUUGCCUCCUACUUUAUAUUUCUGAGGUGGAUGUACGGCGUGAAUCUGGUAUUGUUUGGUUUAAUAUUUGGACUUGUGGUCAUACCAGAGGUGAGUUAUUAUUUCAAGGUCACUUAAUACUAAAGCACAUUAUCAGGAGUGCUAUAUGAAUUCAAGUCAAUCUGUCACGUAUCUUCCUGCUAUGUCAUGAGUGGGAAGGAUGAUAUAUACCUCAGUCUAUGAUUGCAUAAAAUUGUAGACUCCUACAUAGAUCUUUUCACACACAUGCAUAAGAUGACAUGGGCCAUGGAUGAUAUAGUUUACUCGCCACAGCUGAUGGGAAAAAUUCCUUUUGCCAUGCCUUACCAUACAUAAUCACAUACAAUAGUAAAAGCUGUCCAUACUAUUAAGUUGGUCAUUAAAAUAGUGUAUAUGCGCCUUACUAGUAUAUCCAUAGAAGAAUGCUUAUGUACAUUUAUGGCAUGACUUUAAUGUUUUAGCACAAUACACAGUAAGCUUCAGUAACAAAGUUAUGAAUAUGAUCAGGAAACAGUGAACUAAAAUAAAAAAAUAUUGUUAUUCUACCACCAGGGUAUCAGGUAUCUGGCACAACUUGAAACCUUUCUAAAUCCUUCAAUAUGAGAACAUAUCACUAUCAGAUAAUUUGACAGAACAGCUACUUAUUCACGUUCACAAGCUAAUGCUAAAUGUUUUCUGUUCACCCUACUUUUUAUUGAAUAAACAAAUAGGUUCAUACCCAUUUUAUUUAGGACCACCACCUGCCACCGAAGUGGGGAGGCUGGGGGGACAUUAUGUCCCCCAAUAAUUUGUUUUUAAAGCUAGGUCCCUUCCCUUUAGUUUAAUAGCCCCCACUAGCAGGGCAUGGGUGGGAGCAUGGGAGGACACUAUGUCCCCCCAGUUAAUUAUUUUAUUAGGUGCCCCACUAUGCCAGGUCCCCUUUACUGGAUUAGCAAUAGCUGUCCAUUCGAUUGACUUUUUUUUAUAACAACUGGCUGAUUGCUGUUUAGUAGAUAUGGCCCUAUGGGGAAUUUUGGAAGCUCUAUUUUAAAAUAUUACAUGUAGGGAACUGUGAGCCAGAAGCUCCCUCCUUGUAACUAAAACAAAUUAAUAAAUGAACGAAUUGCACAAAUGGAAUUUCAUCCAAUGAGCUAUUAGUUUUUUGUUUCAUUCAUUGUAAUUUGUAUUUGUUCAUUUGUCUUUUGGAUGAAUGGAUGAAUAGCCCAAGUCUACUAUCAGUAGAAAUGAUGCACAAAGAGAAGGAGGAUAGGACAGAGAGGUAGGCAUUGUGAAAUAAUUUUCUUUGACAAAGUAAGUUGAGUUUGAUUAAAGGAUCACUAGUGUCAGGAAAACAAACCCUUUUUCCUGAAACUAUGUCAUCCUUGGGAUACCCUCACCCUCAGGCUUGAAAUCCAUCCAAUCACAGUGCUCUGUGUCAUUUUACACAGCGUGGGAAAAUUCCAAAGAACUUUCCCAUGCUGUGUAAAAUGACACAGAGCACUGUGAUUGGAUGGCUUGAAAUCCAUCCAAUCACAGUGCUCUGUGUCAUUUUACACAGCAUGGGAAAAUUCCAAUGGUCUGCUUAAUUAGAGAGCCACCUCUUGAGGUGGCCAUUUUUAAAAUGAUUUAGGGCAGCCUGGAGGGCAAUUGCCUCUCUGCCCCUGUCCCAGCCUGCUCAUGGUAAUAGUGCUUAUGGAUCUUAGAGUGCUCCCUAAGACAUUUACAUCAUUGAUAUAUUAAAAGUAACUUUGUUUUCUCUUCUUCCAUGAACACUGACUCAGAUUUUAAUGGGUCUCCCUUAUGGAAGCUUACCACGGAAAACAGUUCCUAGAAGUGAAGAAAAAACAGCUAUGGAUUUCUCUGUACUUUGGGAUUUUGAGGUAAAAGUCUUUCCUAUUUUUAUUUUUUUGUUUUCAUUUUAAGAACUUUAUACAAAAAUAAUUGUGGGGUUCAUACAUUACCACACAGUGAACAAGAUAAAUAAGACAAUCUAAAAAAUAUAUUCAAAAAUAUUAAAAUGGAUCUUGAUUCUUGGAUAGGACACUGGUGUUAAGAUAGAGGGGAUAUGAUAGAAACAUUUAAAUAUAUAAAGGGAAUCAACACAGUAAAGGAGGAGACUAUAUUUAAAAGAAGAAAAACUACCACAACAAGAGGACAUAGUCUUAAAUUAGAGGGACAAAGGUUCAAAAAUAAUAUCAGGAAGUAUUACUUUACUGAGAGGGUAGUGGAUGCAUGGAAUAGCCUUCCAGCUGAAGUGGUAGAGGUUAACACAGUAAAGGAGUUUAAGCAUGCGUGGGAUAGGCAUAAGGCUAUCCUAACUAUAAGAUAAGGCUAGGGACUAAUGAAAGUAUUUAGAAAAUUGGGCAGACUAGAUGGGCCGAAUGGUUCUUAUCUGCCGUCACAUUCUAUGUUUCUAUGUUUCUAUAGAGUGCAGAGAGCAGAUGUAAAUUGAAAAUGUUCAAAUAGGACAAAAGUGGUAGAUGAAGUGCUUCAAGGUUCUGCCCUGGGUUCACUGCUACUUUAUCUUUUUGUAAAUGAUCUUGAAGAGAGCAUUGAAAGUUAUUUUUGGGUGUUUGCAAAUGACACAAAACUAUGUAAGAUAAUACAGUCUGAACAUUACAUUAUUUCUCUACCAAGGGAGUUAGAUAAAUUGACUGGACAGGCAAGUGGCAAAGUAGUAAGUGGCAAAUUUGUGUUGUGAUGUACAAAAUACAUGAUAUUUGGCCUUGUGGCAAACCACUGCCAUUUUCCCCUGUACUGUAUUAUGUUGCUAAGUGUAGUAUUUUAGUGAUAGUUAUUGUGUACAGAGAGUGAAUUUGGUCUGAUAUGCAGAUUUAAAAAAAAAAUCUCUUGUGUGUGGUAAUAUCUGAAAAUUUACUUUGAUGAGGAGGAAAUAGAUAACAGUUACAGAAGCAGUGGUCAUGUAAUUCACAUAAUGCCAUCUCAAAUGUGCGGUUCAUGCAAGACGACCAAAGACUUUGCAUGACCUGGACGCAUUUUGCCAAGAUGAAUGGGCAACUAUACCACCUUCAAGAAUUAUGGACCUCAUAGACAACUAUUAAAAAAGACUGCAUGCUGUGAUUGAUGCUACAGGGGGCACUACACAGUAUUAAGAACUAAGGGUAUGCAGACUUUGGAACUGGGUAAUUUCACUUGUUUCUUUAUUGUAAAAGGAAUUUGAUUAGUUUGUACCAGUUGAGAAACAUUUGUUCACAAAUCUAGUAGGGAUACGUAAGCAUACACACAUACAGACUGAAGAGUAAUGCUCAGUAAUGCUCCAGCAAAGUAAAGGCAGUGUUGAUUUGUUUGCUACAGCCCUGGAGUUAGGAAAUUUAGGGUUACGAGUGAGUUUGAAUGUGGAGGUUAAUGGGGUAACUUGGGGUUACAGUUAGGGUUAAAAUAACAUCUGAGGUCAAUUUUAGCAUUACAUUUGGAGUUAUGUUAAAAUAAAAUAUGGGGUUUACUCACAACUCUUGGCAACCAUAGCUUUAUUUACCUUGCAGGUCCUCUUCAAGCAUCUGAGUAAGUAUGUUUUUUUUUUUCUUUCUAAAGGUAGCAUACGUCUACGGGUUACCGAUGUUUGUAUGACACUUGCAACAAAAUGGCAUCUCUAGCAAUGCGACUAUGUAAUUCCUUUAAUUAAAACAUAUGGGGUUUAUUUAUUUAUUUAUUUUUUUUUUUUAAUACAUUCAACUGUCUGUUUUAUUUAUUUAUUUAUUUAUUUAUUUAUUUAUUUUAUUUGCAUUUUAUAGAAUUCACAGUCUUAUUACAGGUAUACAGGGUAUGCGGGUUACAGUCACAUUACAACGGAGAGAGUACAAUAUAGUGCGCAGCAUGCUUUGUCAAAGUAACAACUUAACUAUACAGUAAUGAUACUUGUGUUGAACAUUCAUGUAGUAGUGACAUUAGAGUUGCACCUUUAAAACAAAUAGACAAAUAGACAACUCAUUCUGACAUUGCUAUUGUACCCAUGUUUGUGUUGCUCUCUUUCUUGUCCAAUGGGCGUGAUAGUGAGAGUUGUCUUUCCAUUCCGCCAGUCUUGGUAAGUGCUUAACUGUGAAGCAACCCCCAUCUCCCUGAUGCUCAACUACUUUUCCGGUGAAAGAAUUUUUUUUUUUUUCGAACAUAUGGGGUUUAUUUAAUAAAGUUAUGCUGAGUUUACAAACAGCCUGCAAAAUGUAAGCCAAAAUAGAUAAGCUGAAAGAUAUCAGGAAUUUUGGCUUAAAUGUUGCAAAUCAGAGUUCACAGUUUAGUGAAUAUACAACUUUAUACAGUAAGCAUCAAACAGGCCUUCUUUGUUUCGAUUUGGUGACUGAUUAUUAUUUUCUCUUGGAAGUGGAAGUGGAAGUGGAACUGUCACUGUCUGGGGACUUUGCAUAAUUUGCAAAGAACCCAACAGUGUCAUCGUCGCUGGAGGUCCAGCAAUGGUGAGUUUUACUUUCAGUGAAAUUCUAACACAGACAAUAAGAGUAUUUCAUUAAGAAAAAAAAUUAUAGAAUAAUCAUUUUGCAGGGGGAGAUGACAGUGCCACUUCAAAAUUUUGUAUUUGAACACAGGGAAUAUGCUUAAUUCGUUGGUCAUAACAUAUGAUACAAAUCUACUGGUAUGCUAGCUGUGAUUUACUUUUUUUUCCAACAUAUAAUUAUAAAUGUAACCUUUGUCAUGUUUUACAUUUUACAUUUUACAUUUUAGGGAUAUGCCAAAUAUUCGGUUCUGUUUUAUGGCUUCUACAACAACCAACGCACAAUCGGCUGGUUAAAAUUUAGGUUGCCAUUAUCUUAUUUCAUGGUCGGAGUCGGUGUCUUUGGAUACAGCCUAAUGGUUGUUAUUAGAACGUGAGUAACAGGAAAUAUCUUAGAACAUAAGAAAAUAAAUAAAUAGAAAUUAAAUGAAAAUAGUAGUCUUAAUGUGUAGAUGUUUUAAUUUACCUGCUUAUAUAUCAGGGCUAAUUGUUCAUGUUUAUCCAGUUGGAACAUUGCGGGAUUCGGGUCUUCAUGGGCCUAGAGGUUGUAUUGUCAAUAGGCCCACUAAAAAAAAAGUCGAAUUAGCAUUUUAAUGUCACAAUAUAUAUUAUGAACUACAUAUAAGUCAUAUGGCAAAUCUCCUACUGGUUCACUUCACUACACAAUUGCAAUGUCACAUUUAAAGGCUGACACACAACAAAAAACAGCUAACAUGCACAAUUCAAGGUCAGUCCAUUCCAAAGUGAUCUUUGAAUUUUCCUGUUUCUUUCUGUUUGUUUUUUAGUGAUUUCCUCUAUGCAUUCACUGGGUUUUUUUUUAUUUAUACUUGGUUUAAUCAUGGUUGCCACACACAGUGCUCCAACAUUCAGUGUAUCGACUCUCUGCAUGGAGACACUCAACUUUCCUCAUAGAGAUGCACUGAUUGAAUGCAUUUUUUAUAAGGAGAUGCUGUUUGGCCAGAGAUGUGUUUGGCUUGUGCUGACACUGCCCCUGAUCUGCCUCCUUGACAAUAUCAUCCAAUCCAAUCAUUUCCUGUGGGAAAGCAUGGUGAUUUGGUGAGAUCACCACAUCUGAUGAAUGCAGGGGCAGAGCCAGCACCAGCAGACUAGAAUAAAGGUAAGAUUUUACUGUAUUAAGCGUGGUAAGGGGGUUACUUGGGGGUAAAGGUGGUAAGGGGAGGAUAAAUAGUGAAUUUAAAACUACAGGGUCAGGAAUACUAUAGUGUUCCUUUAAUUUCGGGUUCAUUAUCUCUGAUGGGGGUCAAGAUAGGAACUUGACAUUUUUUAAAUUAUACGUCCUCUAUAGUAGGGUUUGAGUUGGAGAUUCCACUGGUUCAAAGCUAAGGCUAGUAGAAUUUUGGGGACAAACAAAUUGUAUUUAUAUGUUUUGAGAGAGAAACAGGUAUAAUAUAAGCAUAACAAAUGCUAAAAAUUAAAAGUAUUUAACAGGAAUUAUGUUUAUAGAAACAAACAUAGAAACAUAGAAUGUAACAGCAGAUAAGAACCAUUAGGCCUAUCUAGUCUGCCCAAUUUUCUAAAUACUUUCAUUAGUCCCUGACCUUAUCUCAUAGCUAGGAUAGCUUUAUUCCUAUCCCACGCAUGCUUAAACUCCUUCACUGUGUUAACCUCUACCACUUAAGCUGGAAUGCUAUUUCAUACAUCCAUCCACUACGCUCUCAGUAAAGUAAUACUUCCUGAUUUAAUGUUUAAACAUUUGCCCCCCUGGUUUAUGUCCUCUUGUUGUGGUAGUUUUUCUUCUUUUAUAUAUAGUGGCCUCCUUUACAGUGUUGAUUCCCUUUGUGUAUUUAAAUAUUUCUAUCAUAUCCCCCCUGUCUCGUCUUUCCUGAAAGCUUUAUAUGUUAAGAUCCCUUAACCUUUCCUUGUAAGUUUUAUUCUGUAAUCCAUUAAUCUAUUCUGUAAGCCCUUCUCUGAACACUCUGUAAAGUUUAAAUAUCCUUCUGGCAAAACGUUCUCCAGUACUGUGUACAAUACUCCAAGUGAGGGCUCACCAGUGUUCUGUACAAUGGCAUGAGCACUAGCCUCUUGCUAGUGCUAAUACCUAUCCCUAUACAACCAAGCAUUCUGCUAGCAUUCCACGCUGCUCUAUUACAUUGCCUUCCUACCUUUAGGUCAUCUGAAAUAAUUACCCCUAAAUUCCUUUCCUCAAAUAUUAUAUACUCUGCCCUUGGGUUUUUAUGUCCAAGAUGCAUUAUCCUGCACUUAUCCAUAUUAAAAGUCAGUUGCCACAGCUCUGACCAUUUUUCUAGUUUACCUAAAUAAUUUGCCAUGUGGCUUAUCCCUCCUGGAACAUCAACCCUGUUACAUAUAUUUGUAUCAGCAGCAAAAGACAUACCUUACCAUCAAAACCUUCUGCAAUAUCACUAAUAAAAUAUUAAAGAGAACUGGUACACCACAAUUUAAAACCACAGGUUUGAUCAGAAGCUGUGAGAUUUCCACAACUUUUCAGAGAGACUGAGUGAGGAAGAGUCCAAUGGCAGUAGUCAAUUUAGCAGGUGUCUGUUUUGUGAGAACAUUGUUCAUAGAAACUCACGCUUUGUCCCGAGUAGAUAUCAUGAAUGAUGUUCUUUGUCUAUGUGGGUGGAAGGAUUUUACAAAAACAUCAGUUUUCCUCGCUGUUGUCCUCAACCAAGUCUAUCUGGCCAUGGUCAUCACAGACACUAACCACCUGAUAGUACUCUCUGACUCUACCUCAAAAUGGUAAAGCCCAGAAUUCUCUCGCUCUUCAUCACUUUUGACAUCAAUCUUCUUGCUUCAAGGUUGCAUCAAGGGUGAGGAAUUGACCCUCUGUGGUCCUUUUUUCCAUUUGUGGUUUUCUGCUUAGUUCUUACUCCAAUCCUGUAAAAUGCAUCUUUGCCAUUGAAUAGUGUGAAGAAGUUCCAGCCAGGCUCGCUAAUCUGAAUUCGCAUAUUUGGUGUCUGUCAUCAGCAUGCACAGCAUGCUGGUGACAUAUUACCAAUGGCAUCACCCCUUCUGUGCCAACCAAGUCCUCCACUGUACUCAUUCUUUGGAACAUCCCUCUCCCUGCAGUCACAGGAGGAGGAUCUGGCUGAUUUUAUUAAUUAAUUAAUUUAUUUUUUAAGAGGUGUGGUUGUCACCAAAGGUUGAAGGACAUACAAAAUGUACUGCAAAUGUUUCAGAGUUUGACCCUUCAUUAGUGCAAAUUAAUCACUUUUGUGAUUUAGUGCUGCUCUAAUUUUUUUCUUGUAUUAAAAAAAAAAUACAUACGUAGUGGCCACAUUGUCCCUAACUAAUCUGAUUGAGUUGGAGGUACAGAUUAGAGGCAAGAAAGCUGAUAUACCAUCAGAACAAAAUGCAGGGACAACAGUGACGGAAUUUACACUCGUAGCGGAGCUGCGAUGCUGAGACUGAACAUCUCCGCUGUUAUCCUCUGGAGCUGGAAGGGAAGUGCUGGUUAGUAGAUAUAGCCUAUUCCCCCAGUAACAACACACAGUUCAGGGAGUCAACUGAUUUUAUUCUGGCGACACACGGCUUUUAUGCACAGACCCCUACAUUGCAUCUCCUAUACAAAAAUACAGGGCUUUUCCUCAUAAGAUACUCUGUGCCUGAGAGAUAAUUGCAUGAGAAAAAGCUAAAGCUCAAUUAUCUCGCAGGUACAGAAAAAUCGACAAUAAUUUAAACACCCCAAAAAUAAAUUUUAAUACUUCAGAACCCCACAAAAGUCACAUCACAGAAUAGCUUGAAUCUGAGCACACAUUUUGCUGAAAUAUCAGUCAGAUCUUUUUGUUGGUUCGGGAAUGCCAUGCGAAUGAAUCGGCCACGUGGUGAUGCCCCAAAACAGUUCCAGAGAAAACAAGGCAAUGACCAGUCAUAUUUUGGGGGUUCUCAUACAAACACUGAUAAACCCAUCCCCUGGCUGUUAGGAUACGAGUGCUGUUCAUAGUUUCUGCCUCCCGAAUGCUGUACUCCUAUCUGUUCGGGAAAGUAUACAAGCAGCAGUAGCCGAAACUAAUUUCAUGCACUCGACGACCAAGUACCACUGCCUACGUUUGGGAGACAAAUGGACCAAAACCCAGGGAAAGCACUUAAGAACUCCUUAAUUGCGGUUAUCAGCCAGGGGUGAUCGGUGUUCUAAUUCGAUAACAGGGAGGGACCACACACGCUCUGUUCAGUUCCCGAACAGGGGGAUACAUGUUUGUUCGUAGAAACUCAAUAUGGUUUUGGGCAACCCCAGGGACUGAUGCCAGGUCCGCCACAACCCUGAAGGCCCUACUAGACAAUUUACAUUGAAAUAUUGCUGCUGACAUCUCUGCGUUUAAAGAAGAGAUCAGCGGAGUCUUGGCCCACCUACAUGAUACGGAGGUUGCCACAGCUGCCCAAGAGACACGGCUUACUUACCUAGAAUGGGACCUGUAAACGCUACGGCGUGAUUAGGCCCAGACUCAAUACCGCAUGGCGGCAAUGGAAGAUCGGAGGCGGUGGAAGAACGUAAAGGUGCGCGGCCUUCCAGCCAAUGUCGUCACAGCCGAAAUAUCUCACCUGAUCCGGAGGCUUCUAACACACCUAUUCUUUGCCAAACAAACCAAAUUAAUGGUACUAGAUGGCUGUUACAGGCUCUUAGCACCUCCAGCAAGCACUACAGGAGUGCAUAGGGAUGUAAUAAUCCGCUUCCAAAACAGCCCUGACAAGCAGGCGUUCAUGACCGCCAUUCACAGUAAGUCACCCUACAACUUUGAAGAACACCAGCUGGCAUUCUUCCCAGAUGUAUCCAGAGCAACCUAUCUAUCCUGGACUGGUGAAGGUCCAUGAGCCAGAAGGUCCAGAUCUAUCCAGAGCAACCAUCUAUCCUGGACUGGUGAAGGUCCAUGAGACCUUUAACCAUAGAACUCACAAAACACAAGAUGCCUUGUAAGUGGGGAGCCCCAAGAAGUCCUGAUCCCCCACCACUCUGGGACAUUGAAAGUACUGUAGGCUUCUGAAAUACCUGGCACGUUCCAGAAGAUCGGGUUGUCCGCUGCCACAGAGGGAUAACUGAACACAGCUCCGGCCCCACAGUCGACUGCCUGGGAUCCCACAAGGGUUAAUCCGUUUGUGCUUGCUGCACUGAGGGGUAGCCCUGUAACUACAGCGGCCUCCUGAACUGCCAAAGAUCACCUGCAUUGAUUUAGUUCUGAUUAGUUUGUUUCGAUAAUUUUUCAGUUGAAUAUAACCUCUUUAUAUAUUUGAACUAAUAUGCUCUUACCACAUAGAAAGCCCUUUGGGACACGUCCCUUUUCAUCAAUACACCUUUGCAUGGGGGUCAUACCCCUUUACACCGCUCCCCCACCCCCCACUCACUCACCUUUCUUGUCAUUGAGCUUCUACUGAGCACCACGGGUGACAACCUCUAGCCCAACUACUUUGACUUACAUACUUAUAUUCGUAAAUGGCAAGAGGUACAUAGCCUAUGCUACCCCUUAAAACCAUACUCUAACCUACAGUAUUUCCAAUAGGGAUAGUGGGUUCAGUCCUCACUGUUUGAAAUUACCAUAAUGUCUUUGCUUUUGUUUUCACUUUUUCAUAACUAUAAAGCCCUUAAUUCAAUAGUCCACAAUACUGUUCACAAUAAUGGCUAAUAUUCUGAAUUGUACAAUGUUUCUCUAACCAUGCUCAUACCUGAACAAUGCCUGUAUCUUUUGUGGAUUAAGAAUAAAUAAAUAUUGACAAAACAAAUUAUCUGAAAAAGGGCAAAAUAAAAAUGGUUGAAAUGGCCGAACAUUUUAUUUACUUAUUAAUUGUGCAAUUAUAUUAACAUGCAAGUCAUUUUGCAGCUCUGAGAAACCGUGUGACAUUAAAACAUUAAACGCCACCUGAAGGAAUUAAUAUAACUAGUUGGAGCAUAUUUAUAAGAACCAUAAAUGUCACUGUGACUGGUUACAAAAUUAAAUAUUGAUGAUACAGAUUAGGAUAAGUCUAACAUACCAAAUAAGAUGUAAUUUGAUAACCCAUGAAAUUUAUUGUAAUCCUCAAAAACAUAUAUUCAUUUUUGGCAUAUGCGUUAUAGAGAUAAAGAUUUAACUUCACUAGACAUUGUGUCAUACAUUAGUAAACAUAGGUUUCCCCUAAUGGUGGUCACCUCAACUGAGCUCUCAAGGAAGGGGGUAACUCAAAAGAAGUUUAAUUACUCAUAAAAAAAGAAAUCACAAUGAUCCCACUAAAACUUGAGGAGAACAAAUGGGCGAGAGCACAGUAAAAUGUAAAGAAUAAAGAAAGAGACUCCAACAUUUAUUAGGAACUAAGAAAAAAAAUAAUAAGCUCAUCACACAGUGAUUAUAAACACUUGUCUAAGAAAACAAGAGAAGGGAGGAGUGGGCAUAAUAGUGGUACUCUCUACCAUAUCUCCACACUUCAAGAAUGAUAGUGACUAAACACUUUACAGGGAAUAAGGAGAAUGGGCCCCACUUAUACUGUAGUCAGGGUGCCCUUCUUGAACUAUCUCAGGGUGAAGAAACCAAAGUGAGCAGGUAUAUUUGGGACCAAAUGAGGGAGAAGCAAAAAAAACAAAAACAAAAACCAAGAGAAAAGAUGUAGCUACCAAGGAUCCCAAAGUCUAAGCCCUGCUCAAAAAAAUAGUCUCACAAAAAAGUAUGAGUUAAGGUUAAAAUCGCCUCGACAUAGACCUAAUACCAUCUCUAUCCCCAGUCUCUAUCCCCAAUUCCCAUACUACAUCUCCUAUAUCACCACUUCAGCCCCUACCACCUCACUACAGCUCCUGUUCCCCCAUUAAAAUCCUUGUCUCCCCACUACAACCCCUAUUCCUCCAUGACAGCCAUUAACCCCGACACCCAAUUACAACCCAUAUACCUAACUACAGCUUUUCUCACCCCUAUAUAGCCCAAAAUGCAAGAGUAGGGGAAACCCUUAGGAGGGAUAGUAUGAGGUAAAACACAACACUAAAGGGAAGGGUCAAACAAGUAGUCCCUAGUUACCCAGGCACUGCAAGACACUAGUGCCCACCUGUACCAAAUGUCCUUUAGGCAGGUCAAAAGCAGAAACUAAGGUGCAAAGCAAAAAGAGCUACCCAUAGUGUAUAAACAAAAAAUGAAAAUGUCGGACGAGUGUUUCGCAGUGCACAGUGGUGUAUUUUGGAUUUGUGCUGCCCUGUGACUAAAUUCGGGCACCCCCCUAAUCUAAAUUUGCCCCACCACUUUGUGUCAAGAUCACUUUUUGACUGACAGACGCACACCCUCAUUGGCACAUGCACUCACUGACAGAUACACAGUCAUUGGCACACACAUACAGCCAUUGACACACACAUACAGCCAUUGGCAUGUACACUGUGUGAACAACCCACACUUUUACUGACAGACACACACUAACACACCAACUCAGUGACAGGAACUGUGGCGGAACCAACCUCGCCACUGGCCACUGGAGGAGCCUGGUUGCCCGCCUCCUGUCACUGGACUAUGGCCCCAUGUUAAAAAACCUUUUAUUUUCCCUAUGUGAGCAGUGUUAGCCCAGAUAGCUAUGCCAUGGAGCCUAUUCGUGUAACGAAAGACUAUGUGAAAGACUUUGGCUCCAUGGCAAUUGAACUGUGUGUAUGUGAUCUGAGCGCCAUUCGGUAAUAAUGUGCGCUCAGAUCUAAGCUAUAUGGGGAUAAGUUGAAUGUAUAUGUUUUAUGUAGUAAUUGUAACGCUGUGUAAUUUUAUGUCUUUUUACUAACAUGUGGCUAAUGGAGUUUUGCCUCUGUCCUUGGAGAUAAUUGGAUUACUUAUCUCCAGGACAGAGAGGAAGGAUUAUAAUGCAUUGUGGGAGUAUUUAAAUGUGUAAGCUUGUGAUUGGUCAAUGUCCCAUAUGUAUCCCAGUUUCCCAUCUGGUCCCCUAGGGGGGUGUCCACCAGGUGGGAGACCUGCAUAAAAGCCGGGCAGGUAGCCCCAGUAAAUCAGUUCUGCUUGACCCUCAAACGAUGUGUUGUCUCGUUCUUUGGGGGAAUUGGAUUGUAUGCUGUUACAGUGCGACUGCCAGGAGUGUUCAUAUGGUUUUUCCUGUUCGGCUGUUUAACAGCAUUAGUGUGUUUCCUGUUCGGGAGCUGGAGGAUUCGUAUGGUUCCAGUUUGGGAGUUGGAGAAUUUGUGUAUUUGCAGUUCGGGAGAUUGGUGAUUGCAGUAGCUGCCUGUGCAUCUGAAAGGGGAAUAUCACCUAAACGGUUUUUAACCUCUUGUGUGCAAAACGGUCCGUUACAGGCACACACUCUCAGAUACACAUACAAUGGCAUACAGUCACUGACUCAAACAUUCUCACUGAUUUGACACAUUCUGGCAGACACACACAUUCACUCACUCACAGACACACACAGACAGCUACACACACUCACUGACAGACAGACACACCCACAGUUACUGACAGACACAAACACACACACUCACUGACAGGCACACACUAACAGACAGAGACACACACACUAACAGACACACACGCACAUUCACUGACAGACACACUCACUGACUGACAAAUACACACUGACAGCCCCACACACACACUCACUGACAGCAGGGGCGGACUGAUCGGUUGGGUACUUCGGACAUGGUCCAAGGGCCCAGCCAAGAAAGGGGGCCCACUGCCCACUUUGUGUGUCUGGCACUGUCAGAAACUACAACUUUGACACCGGCCGCUCGAGUCCGACAGGCAAUAACUGUGACAUCCUCAAGCCCAGUGAGGAAGAAGUACUUACCAGAAGCAGAGGUAGGGCCCGGGGGAGCAGAUAGUGAAUGCGUGCUAUGUCACAUAUUGACAUUGAUGUGCGCCUUCUGCACAGGCAGCAACAAUGUAAAAAAAAAUAAAAAGAAAAAAAAAAUAUCAGGGGUCCCUAUAUCAGUGCAUCCAGGCCCCUGAUCUAUGUAUUGCUGCUGUGCUGGGAGGAAGUCUCCUCCCUGCUUACCAACAAACUGCUGGGAGAGAGAGAAGGAGACCAAGAGGGAGCAGAGCCUGACUCCCAUCACCUUCAGCCAGAUGCCACUGGACACCAAAAAAGUAUGAAAGCAGGAGGGAUGGUUACUAUGUAAUGUUAUCUAUGUUUCUAUCUGUAUCUGUGUGUAUAUGAGUAAGGCUGUGUAUUUAUAUUAGUUUCUCUGUGUAUAUGUGUGUGUUUGUGUAUCUGCAUGUGUGUUAGUGUGUGUUUGUGUAUUGGUAUAUGUGUUAUUGUGUAUAUGUGUGUCAGUGUGUGUCUGUAUCUGCAUGUCUGUACCUGUGUAUCUCUGUGUGUAUAUGCAUGUGUGUCUGUGUAUCUGUGUCAGUGUGUGUCGUUAUGUGUGUGUGUGUGUAUAUGGCAGUGUAUAUGUAUAUGAGUAUACAUCUCAGCAUUCACACGCCAACCCUACAGACAAAUACACCCCUGCAUUUAAACAUCAACACUACAUACACACACCCUACAUUCAAAACCAAACACUACACAGUACAUAAAAACACACAACACAACACUAUACACAAAUACACCUCUAAAUUCACACACACAUACUCCAUACAAGAAAAUACUUACAUUCCAACUUGCAAACACUGCUCAGUGCUAAAUACAACCCUGCAAGGAUGGGCAAAUGGUAGAUCCCCAGCUGGCAAAACAUUGCACUAGUUGUACGACAGUUGUCCAUCCUUGCGAUAGGGGGGCCAAAAUAUUCUUGCACCAGGACUCUCUCUAUUUAGUUCUGCCAUCGUGUUUCUUUGUAUCUGUAUGUGUGUAUUUUUAUUUGUAUGUGUGUCUGUGUAUCUGUAUGUGUAUCUGUAUGUGUGUCUGUGUGUGUGUGUGUCUGUGUGUGUGUCUGUGUGUAUCUGUAUGUCUGUGUAUCUGUAUAUGUUUGUGUGUUUCUCUGUAUCUAUAUGUAUUUGAGUGUGUGUAUCUGUGUAUGUCUGUGUAUCUGUAUGUGUUUGUGUCUGUAUAUCUGUAUGUGUUUGUGUGUGUCUGUAUAUGUCUGUGUGCAUAUGUGUAUCUGUAUGUAUGUUAGUGUGCAUCUGUAUAUGUGUGUGUCAGUGUGUGUCUGUGUACUUGUAUAUGUGUCAGUGUGUAUUUCUGUGUUUAUACCUGUGUAUCUGUAUGUGUGUCAGUGUGCAUCUCUGUAUCUGUAUGUGACAGUGUGCUUCUGUGUAUCUGUGUGUGUGUUAGUGAGCCUCUGUGUAUAGGUUUGUGUGUCAGUGUAUCUGUAUGUAUUGGUGCGUGUGUGUGUGUGUGUGUGUGUGUAUAUAUAUAUAUAUCUCAGAAUUCAUAUUUCAACACUUCACACAAAUUCAAACAUCAACACUACAUAUAGACACACCCCUACAUUCAAAAGCAAAUACUACACACAAGUAAACCACUCCUUUAGAAGUGUAACAGUACCUAACAACACACUACACACAAAUACACCACUACAUUCACGCACACAUACUGCAUUCAAAAACAUGCUCACAUUUAAACAUACAAACACUGCACAGUGCUAAGUACAACACUGCAAUUAUGAGCAAAUGGUAGAUCCCCAGCUGGCAAAGCAUUGGUGGAGUUGUACCUUUUUUCCAUCCUUGUGAUAGGGGGGCCUCAAAAUAAUUAUUGGACCAGGGCCCUUUCUAUUUUAGUUCCACCACUGAGCGCAAUGCAGAUUAUCAACUUAAAAAAUGGUACACAUAGAAAAUCUUAAUUUAGUAAUGCAGGGGAAUAUUUAAUCAUAGGCAAACUUAAAUAUACACUAUAUAUAUACAGUGCUCCAUUUGCACUGAUGCUUUCCUGUUAUAAUCUUAUCCCUCUACUACAGCCCCUAUCUCCCAUGAAGCCCCAGACCACCCAACCCCCACACCAGUCUCUAUCCCCAAUUCCCAUACUACAUCUCCUGUAUCACCACUUCAGCCCCUACCACCUCACUACAGCUCCUGUUCCCCCAUUAGAGUCCUUGUCUCCCUACUACAGCCCCUAUUCCUCCAUGACAGCCCUUAACCCCGACACUUCAGACUCUAUCCCCAAUUACAACCCCUAUACCUAACUACAGCUUUUCUCCACCCACUACAUCUCCUAUGGCACCACUACAGCCCCUACCACCCCACUACAGCCCCUCUCCCCCAUGACAGCCCAUAACCACCCAAGCCCCACACUACAGUCUCUAUCCCCAAUUACAACCCCUAUAAUCCCACUACAGCGCUUAUUCCCCCAUUAGAGCCCUUGUCGCCCAUUAGAGCCCUUAUCUGUAACACAAAGAUGAACAUGUGUGCUGUGCGUGUAUGUGGGUGUGAUGUAUAUUUGUGUAGUUUGCUAGUUGGUUUGUACAAGGGGGGCCCAUGAUCUUUUAUUGCCCAGGGGCCCCAUGAGUUGUCAGUCCGUCCCUGACUGACAGCUACACACUCACUCACUGAAACACACAGAUACACACAUUUUCUCAUACACUUACCAAUUAUAAUUUUUUUAUUUUUUUUUCAAAUAUAAAUCCACCCAGCCUCCCUACCUUUGGGGGAACUGGAGUGGAUACUGUCCCUGAUUGCUGUUUGGCUGGCUGUGUGGGCUCCUUGCUGGGGCUGCUUGCUCCUGCUGGCCAGGCAGGUUCCUUGCUUGAUCUGCUGGGACUUCUGACUUUUGCUGGUUUGGCUGGCUGGGCAGACGCUCAAUGGAAGCAGCGAGGGAACUUUAACAAGAAAUAUUUAAACCCAUAACUUCUUUGCUGGUUUUGAAUCUCUCUCAUCGUUAUCUUGUUGAAAUGUAUUUAGGAUUAGAAAUGUGUACUGUUGAAAAAUAGGUUUUGUUUCAUUCCAAUUUAUUAUUUUUCGAAUUUUGGUUUAUCUGAAAUUUGGGAAGUAUCGAUUUGUAGCAAAAUGAAAUUUUGGAGAAAUAAAUAUUCCUCCCCCCCGAACUUUUGAUGUAAUUAUUACAAAGUAUACCAAAUAAGGGUGAUGUUUAACAGUGUUUUCAUUACAGCCUAGUGACACCACCACUGACCACUCCUCGGAUGGCUACUCGAGGUGCUUCCUGGGGCAGUGCUGCACAUUCAGUGUCACCACCCUCUGAAUGACACGGAACUGAUUGAUUCAAUGCAUCUCUAUGAGCAGAUGUUAAUUGGCCAGGACUUGUGCUCGCUCUGCCCCUGAUCUGCCUCCUUGACAAGUUUAGCCAAUCCUAUGGAAAAGCAUUGUGUUUGGCUUUGAUCAACACUUCUGAUGUUAUCAACCAAGCAGGCAGAUCAAUGGCAGAGCCAGCAGCUGCAGACUAAAAUAGAGGUAUAAUUUUUUAUAUAUUUAGAGUUGCAAGGAGGGCCAGGGGCGGCUAGAUGGUGGUUUUAACACUAUAUGGUCAGGAAUAUAUGUUUUUGUUCCUGACCCUAUAGUGUUCCUUUAAAUUUGCUCACUGCUCUCUAAUUUGGUACCCUUAAUUAUGGAAACCCACAUAAGGAAUUCAAAUUAGGGAGCUGUCUAUGGAGCUCCUUUACACUGACCGAGUACCUCCAUCCAGUUCUCUUCCUAGUCAAUUGCUGUAACCCUGGAGAACCUCAACCCCAGUCCUCGAGGCUUGACUGUCGUCUAUCUGGAGCUUUCCAACUGACCAGGCUGCAGCUCUCCUUCCAGGCAGAUAUCGUACCCUUUGCCUAUUACUCUGCAACUUUUCUUCCAUUCAUAUAUCAUCCCCUCUGCAGUCCUUCUUCCAGGCAGGUAUGCACCUCUGCCUGCAAUGUAAUAGCUCUUGUCUUUAUAAAGAUACUUGCUUCUCUCAGGCCUAGCUCUCUUGAUUUGCCCCAGGGCUUAGAGAGAUUGUGCAGCCAGCAAAUAGGUACGACAACUCUGCUAUCGGGAUCCCUAAAAAUCCACACAGGAAACACAGUUCCAAAAGUAACUAAUAUACUGCUUUAUUUUUACUCUAAACUGUAGUGCAUUGAAAACUAAAUUGCAAAAUAUAAACAAAUAGUGCUGAUUAAGAAAAUUUAGCAACUGUAACAGCUUGCAUAACAACUUAAAUUUUGCAGUUUUUCUACCUUACGGGCCUCCCCAUGAUAAGGUUUGACAGUUUAUCUGGUGUCCAUUGGGCAUUGUGUGCCUCCUUCACUUAGAGCUAAAAGCCCCAUAUGUGGAGCUUCCAUUAGCUCUCUUGAGCUUAGCACUACUGUGUACAUCCAGCUCAUUGGUUAAGAGUGUCCGCUGAUUGCUCUCAGCCAAUGAGCCAAGUCUUGCACCUCUCAGCUAGCCCAAAGCAGAGAGCUCUUGAUUCUCAAUGGAGGAGGUGACUGGCACCUGGGAGACUACAAGUUACUUUUCAAACCAUUGGAUUUGGAGGAUACCAUGGCACCCCUGGCACCAUAACCACAAUAAUGAGUUGUAGCGGUUAUGGUGCUUGGAUUGUUUCUUAAACAGAGUACAAAUAUGACAUUUGAGAAUUUAUUUUCAUUAAUAAUACAUUCAUAAUAAUUUGAAUAACCAUAUUACAUAUGGACAUCACCUAUUAAUCAUACAGAAAACAAUGCUUAGGUCAAAUAAAACCAUUUAAUUAAUUUUAAGAAGGGGGGGGGGACGACUGUGUAUGAUCUUGUGCUUAGGGCCAGGGUUACUAUUCCAUUAUAAUUUUUCAUCUUUCAAUAGGGGAAUUGAACAGUUGUGAUGGUCUCUCUAUAUGUUCGUUGACAUGUAUCCAAAGUAUCAGUUCAACCCCUUAAGGAUGGAUGCAAUUGUACAAGUUUUGAACCAAAACAAACCUAGAAUUUGAGCGAUAUGUCUGUUCAACCAUAAUUGACCUAUUUCAUAUUGAGUGCACCAACACUUAUAUAUAAUUUUGGGCGGGGGGGUAUCGGCACACAUUCUUGCAGAUUUUAUCACUUUGAAUAACAUCUAGCUCUUAGUAUGAAUUGCUGAAUAAAGAGUACCUUUGAGAUAAUUGUUCUCUCUCUGUCCCUGCUAAUAAUGCAUGACUAACUGGCAAUUAACUGCAAUUAUAUAAAUGAUUAUAAUAAUAAAUCACAGAAAAAUAAUACAAAUAAUUGUGUGUUUUGCUUAGUUUAUUGGCUUAUUAAUACAAAUGAGUUGAUUGUAAAUUUUUAAAUUGGCCCAAUAUAAGUCUUGUGUCAAUAUUUGUGGAUAAACUUUUGAAAUAAGUUAAACAUUUCAGAUAAACUUGUAAAAUCUUUUUUUUCAAAAUACUCAAUAUCAAAUAAUAUAUAAUAUAUAACAAAACAUCAUUGGUAUAUCAAAUGCAAAUAGCAAAAUAUUAAAUAAUUUUAAAAGUAAAAAAAAAAAUUAAUCACAUGAAAUGUUUACACAAACAUAUUAAAUUAAGGCCAUAAUUAGGAAAUAGAACCAUUUUAUCAUAUUAUCUGGUCUCACUCUUAAAAAUAUUCUGUUCUUUUAACACUUUUUUUCAAGUGAUAUUUUCAAUAUACAUUUUUUUCAUUGUGUAUCAUGGUAACACAAUCACAAUAGAACCUAGACAAGUUUUAUCAGUCUGUGUUAAAUGUUCUGAAAAGUAAAGAUUACAGAUAAAGUCAAUCUUGCUAGUGGCUUCUAAUCUGUCCUUGUACAUAGUCUAGAAUUGUCAAACACCCACAGAGAGUCAAAACACCCUCUAUCUAUUCAAAUGCCUUAACUUCACAUCAUCUAGGGAAUGUCUAUAUGUGUGUGGGCUGAGAUCAAUUCCUUGUACUAAUUACUGAGAUUUAUCAACUUUAAUUGAAUCAACAUAUGCUUAUUUUCUCUGGAUACAAGAAUUUAAAUAGAAAUGCUUUGUAAAAUAUGUUGAUUUAGCAGUACACUGUUAUGCCAUCCAAAAUCUUAAAUACAUCUUUAUUAGAAAGGACAGAAAAGUUAUAUGAAGUAAAAAUAAACAUAAGUAAAGUAGAUCUACAACACAAUGUAACUCCAAGUCAAUCACACUUCUGUGAAAUCAAACUGUCAACUUAGGAAGCAACACUGAGUGACACUCAAUUUCACAUGCUGUCGUGCAAAUGGUAUAGACAACAGGUGGAAAUGAUAUGCAAUUAGCAAGACACCCCCAAUAAAGGAGUCGUUCUACAGGUGGUGACCACAGACCACUUCUCAGUUCCUAUGCUUCCUGGCUGAUGUUUUGGUCACUUUUGAAUACUGGCGGUGCUUUCACUCUAGUGGUAGCAUGAGACGGAGUCUACAACCCAUACAAGUGGCUCAGGUAGUACAGCUCAUCCAGGAUGGCACAUCAAUGCGAGCUGUGGCAAGAAGGUUUGCUGUGUCUGUCAGCGUAGUGUCCAGAGCAUGGAGGCGCUACCAGGAGACAGGCCAGUACAUCAGGAGACGUGGAGGAGGCCAUAGGAGGGCAACAACCCAUCAGCAAGACUGCUACCUCCGCCUCUGUGCAAGGAGGAGCAGGAGGAGCACUGCCAGAGCACUGCAAAAUGACCUCCAGUAGGCCACAAAUGUGCAUGUGUCUGCUCAAAUGGUCAGAAACAGACUCCACGAGGGUGGUAUGAGGGCCCGACGUCCACAGGUGGGGGUUGUGCUUACAGCCCAACACCAUGCAGGACAUUUGGCAUUUGCCAGAGAACACCAAGGUUGGCAAAUUCGCCACUGGCGCCCUGUGCUCUUCACAGAUGAAAGCAGGUUCACACUGAGCACAUGUGACAGACGUGACAGAGUCUGGAGACGCCGUGGAGAACGUUCUGCUGCCUGCAACAUCUUCCAGCAUGACCAGUUUGGCAGUGGGUCAGUAAUGGUGUGGGGUGGCAUUUUAAAAGCCCAAAUUGCAACAUCCAAAUUAUAUUUUGCCGGUACUAUAAACUUAAUUGGAAUAGACCCAUUACAUCCUGCAUUGGCAAUAUAAAAUAAAAUAACAGACAAUUUAAAAAUAUUGCAUUAUUCACAUAAAACAUAAUACUUACAAAUUAAGGGGCAUAUAAAUUAAGAAAUUAGGAUAGAGAAUUGGAACAAGAACAAUAAACUAAAAUUAUAUUAAAACACUUAUUUCAAAAUCAAUAUAAAGUAUUUUGGGGGAUAAUGUGUCUAAAUCAAAUAUCCACUUCAUUUAAUUUUUGCUUAAAAUAGAUGUUAAAUUACCCCCUCACCAAUGGUUUUGGUUAACCUGUGUCCCAUAAAAUUAUAACUGGAAUUCUAUAAAAAAAAAAAAAAUUGGGAUACACUAUGAUUUUUAUACUGAACCACUAUGAUCUAUAUUUGUUAGGGCAAAACAUAAUAAUGCAGAUCUUGAGAAGAAGAACAUUUCAUUUAUAAUAUUAUAAUACAUCAUUAAAGGGAUGAUCUUAGCACCAGAACCACUAAAGCUUAAUGUAGUGGUUCUGGGGCAAAGAGACUGUCCCUGCAGUUUUAGCAGUCUAAAAACUGCCUUUCCUGAGAAAUAAAGUGCUUACAUUAGCUCCUAUGACCAUUUCUAGUGGCUGUCACUCUGGCAGUCACUAGAGGCGGUUCCUAGUUAUGGUUCUACAAAGAUUCCCGGACCGGUGUUUGGCAUGUCCACGCUCUACAUGGAGACAGCAAAAUUCCCCCCCCCCUCCCAAAGAUUAAUUGAGUCAAUGCAGGAGGUGCUGACUGGCUCACUGUGGAAAAUUGUGCUCAUGUGUACUAGCCCCCCAAAUGCUUCUCUGUGGGAAAAUAUCAGCCUGGCUGAUAACAUCAGUGCUGGUUAGCUCAGCCAAAGGAGGACCACAGCCACGCUGAGAACAGCAUGUAGAUGGAUCAAAGGCAUGUAGAUGGAUAAAAUCUAUAUUCUCUGACUUCUUAGGAAGAACAAUAGUGAAACUGCGCACAACACUCUAAUAUUAGGAAUACAUUUUGUACAAAUAUAUUUAAUGCACUACCUAGAGAAGGGGUAAAUAAAAUUAUUUUUAGCAUGCAAUUGAGUAUUGUAUGAUUGCUGUUCUUUAUAAUCAUAAGAUUGGGUAGAGGCCUGUCUUAAAUUUCUCUCAGAAAUUUACAAGGAGUGCCAAAAAAAUGAGCUCAUUAGAGAAUAGAGCAUGUCGACAGUAUUCUAAUGGUUUUAAAUUAUUUAACAGACUUGUACACAACUGAAAAAUUUGGCUUAGCCGUAUCACUUUAUCCAGAAAAAAAAGUAGUUCAGAUAGUCCAAUAUACGUCCAUUUUGAUGGUCUGCUCAGAUUUAUAACAUCUGUGCUAAAUAUUCGGGAAAACAAUUAGGACAAAUCAAUAAGGCAGGAAAUAGGAAAGUCAGUGUACUGCAAAAUAUAAAUAGUUGAUAAAUAUAUUUAACAAACAACACUUUUAUUUGUAAAAUAUGAUAAAGCCAUUUAACAGGCAAUAAACAUAUUUAUAUUCAUAGUCUACUGUUUGAAAAGUUAGUUCGUAUACUUUGUUGUCUUUUUGCUUGUUAAUGAUGUGCUAAUACACCAUUAAAGGGACACUAUAGUUCCCAGAACAACUACAGCUUAAUGUAGUUGUUCUUGUGAGUAUAGUAUGUUCCUGCAGGCAUUUUACAGUAAACACUCCCUUUUCAGAGAAAAGGCAGUGUUUCUAUUAGUGACUAGGGACACCUCUAGUGGCUGUCACUCAGACGGUUACUAGAGAUGCUUCCUGGGUCAGUGCUGCACAAUGUGUCUCCACACCCUGCAUUUAUUCAAUGUAUCUCUGAGGAGAUGCUGAUUGGCCAGCGCAGCAUUUUGUCACACGUGUACAUUAGACUCCCAAUGCUUUCCAAAUGGAAAGCGUUGGAUUGACUGAGAUCAUCAGAUCAUCAGAGGCAGAUAGGAGGCAGAGCAGCACUGGAAUAAAGGUAAAAUGUAACCCUAUUUAAGGGGAGCAAGGGGGCUAGCCACCCAAAUAGUGUUUUUAAACCUUUAGAGUCAGGAAUACAUGUUGGUAUUGCUAACCCAAUAGUGUUUCUUUAAGAGAAAAAUUAAUUAGUAUGUUUUGCUUUACUUUAAAUAACAUAUAUAAUUAUUGUUGUUGCAUUUUAGCAUGGCAAGCAAUGCCAAUGAAAACACAAGUGAUGGAGACGAUGGAAAUUUCAAUUUCAGCUUUAAAAUGUUUACUAGCUGGGAUUAUCUGAUUGGAAACCCAGAGACUGCUGACAACAAGUUUGCAUCAAUAACCACUAGCUUUAAGGUAACAAAAAUAAGAUCAACAAAUCAUUAUGUCUCAUUCUGGUUUUCAGUGCUGCAUUUUCUUCUUACAAAAAGUAUCUCCAAUGCUAUGGAUUAAUAUUAAUGGUGCUUCUUGUUGUAUCACAAAAAAUAUUUUAUAAUUAUAUAGUUUAUUCUCUCCAACUGUAAGGCAAACAUGUGAACAGCAAAUUAUAUAUAAAGAAACACAAUUCCCUUUUGUUAAAAUAUGCAUAAUAAUCAUUAUAUAUGCUAAUUAAGGCUAUACUUACCUUCGUUAAAUAUGCUAUUUGUUUCUCUUAUAGUUAAUAAGGUGAUGGGAAAUUUCGAUUCAAAAUGCCUAUUGCAUCAUCAGGAUGAUUAGCAUCAGUUCAGUUAAACGAAAAACAUUAAAUCACAAAAAAGAAAUAGGAGUUACAAAUUUUACUACCCAGAGGGCAUAUGUCCUGAUAAAUUCACGGGCCUCUUAAAGGCCCCUUUGGGAACUUAUGCAAGAUAUACAUAAGCAAGACUGGUCAAAAGGUAAAUCCCCGCAUGUCAUAAAACUGCAAUUGCCAUGAUACUUUGCCAGCCUUUACAAUAGCAUAGCAUCAUACAAUUUGCCACCAUCUGGGGAUCUACCUUUUUAUCAAAAUAAUGUGAUAGCCAAUGUGAGUAGGAGGGUUAUGUGGAAACGCAAUCAGUCCUUGAGCUAAUAAAGAAUAGGCUUGCCUCAGACUUUCUAAACCUCCUUAAAAAAACAUCUUUUCAGGGUACCAUCAAACUCUUUUUUUUAUUAAAUGCAUUUCAAUUACUUCUAUUUAUGAUUCUUUCUCUCCUGCAGGAAUCUAUUGUAGAUGAAGAAGAAAGCCAUAAAGAUGAAAACAUCCAUCUUACUAGAUUUCUGCGAGUCUUGGCCAAUGUUAUGAUAAUAUGUUGCUUGUGUGGGAGUGGAUAUCUCAUUUAUUUUGUCGUGAAACGCUCACAGACAUUCUCUAAGAUGCAGAAUGUUGGGUGGUAUGAAAGAAAUGAGGUAUUAUAUUUUUCAAUGCUGCUAAAUGUCACUUACAAAGCACUUCUUUUUUAAAAGGGUUUUAUCUUAGUCUACAAUAUGCACUUCCAACCUUAGGCUUCAAUCACUAAAAGCGAUUUGUAGUGAAAUAACCAAAUAUCUACACUUAUCUUUGCAAUUUAUUAAUUUCACUCUAUUUUUUUUCUGUAAAUUGAGGGUAUGUCUAUUCACAGAAGAUAUUUAAAUAAUAUUUGUUUUACUUACUUUCCAAUCUUCAUCUCAAAAUGAAUUUAUUUUCUUUGAUCAUUUGGCAGGUAGAGAUUGUCAUGUCUUUACUGGGGAUGUUUUGUCCACCAUUAUUUGAAACUAUUGCAAAUCUGGAAGAAUACCAUCCCCGUGUGGCACUGAAGUGGCAGCUGGGAAGGAUCUUUGCACUAUUCCUUGGAAAUCUUUACACGUUCUUACUUGCUUUGAUGGAUGAUGUUAAUGAAAAAGUGAGACACAAAAGCACGUUUCUGUAAUGUAUAUUAUACAUCUAUCUCUGAAUGGAAGCAUAGAGAUAUGCUACACUGGAUAUACAUUUGCCAGAUUAAUUUAAAGCAAAACAACAUCCAUGAAAUAUUCAAUCAGUAUCUUGAGCGCCAUUUUCUCUGGAUUGAUGGGUGGAUGAGUAUGUUAAUGGGUAGGUGGGGGUAGAUGGACAGACAAUAAAUACAUAAAUAGGUCAAUUAAAUCCUGAAGAACUAAGGCAAUUGUCCCAAGUUCUGAACCAAAUCAAAACCUAGAAUUUGCACCAGAAUGUGUUUGUUCCACCAUAAAUUAAGUGUGUCUCUUUCAGUGUCACUACACAUAUUAUAUAUUGUUUAUUAAAGGAAAGAAAUGACUUUCGUUUCAUAUCUUAUAUGUAUACCUAACACAUUAGGUGUGAAUAAAAUGUUAAAAAUGGGGGGGGGGGGGAACUAAUAUUUUUUAGAAAUCUAAUGCAACUAAAUAAAAAUAACUCAAUAUACUCACAUAUCAGUCCUGAUAGCAAAAUGUCUAGUAUAUGUUGGAUAUGAAUGAAUUUUUAGUAGUUAACCCACCCCUAUACAACCCUAUACAACCUCCCCUCCCACACACACACAAUGCUUACACUAACACUAGCCAUGUACCUACCCUAACCUUCCCUAACCUCAACCCUACACAAUCCCUACCCCUAAAACACCAUUAAUCUAAAUCCAGCAUUAACUCUGACCUUACCCUAACACUAAGCCUACACUAACUCUAACCAUACACCUAACACUAACCCUACCCUACCUCCAUAUGUAACCCUACCCCUACGCAUGCUUCUAAACCUAAGGAAACCCUCUGCUAAUAUGAUUACUAACAUCAGCAUAUAGGUUUCCUAUUUAAAACAGUAGAGAUGCUGGCUUUUCUCAGUAUUAUAGGAACAUAUUCCUGUAAUAGUAAGUGAUGCAUGCUUUCACAUUUUAUUACACUGUGAUCAGUGCUGGGUAGCUGGCAAAGCCCCACACUGACAAAUAAGCUUGGAGAUAUGCAGAGAGACCCAGUCAGGGUCUGGUCAGAGGCUGGGGGUCUCCCUGCAGCCCUCGCAUCACAGCAGGGUUCUGAAUGGAUUUUAAGGGCUGCAUAGACAGCUGUAUACUCAAAUGGCCCUAACUGACUAGUAAACCCAGGUAUCUGUUGAUACUUGGAUUUACCGGUGUGAGCAGGGCUUUAGCUCACACUGCAUUGACAUUUAUAGCGAUUUAAAUCCCCAUUUAAAGAGCUGCAUAUAGUGCUCACUUUGAGUGCAGCAUAUAGUUCAUCUGUCAGUUUAGGGCCAUUAAAAAUGGGCCCAUCUGACAGAGGGGAGCCACAAGUAUCGGCUGAAACUGCAUGACAUUCCAUGCCAUCCUAACAGCAUUAAAGCCCAUUAUGUAGAGGAUGGUGUAAAAUGUUCUAAUGUUGAGAAGUGGUUAAGAUACCACUGUCUGGAGAAUCUGAUAUUGUUCCAAAAAAAUACAGAGUUUAAAAAAAUAGUAGGCUAUAACAAUUGAUUUUGUAAUUUGUAUCCAUCAACACAAUUUACAAGUUUAUUCAGUAAACCAGGAAUUGUGGAGAAUUGAAAAGGUAAUUGAAAAUCUAGACAAAAAAGUACCGCAGGAAAAAUGCUAAGCUAUUUUGACCUGAUUUUGCAAAUUUCUUGUCUUUUCUCUUGUGCAUUAUCUGUCGUUAUUCUGUAACUGCACAAUCUAUCAUAAACAUCCCACAACAACAUCAAAUAGUAAUUAUUAUUUGCAACCUUUUAGCUUUCGGAGACCCCCAGCAAAUGCAUUGCAACAAAAACAGAGAAUAUGAUAAUUCUGGGAAUUGGAAAAUGUUUAGAGAAACUCCGUAUCUUGCCAAUCAAUUAGUCCCCACUCAGGACUGAAAUAGUUUUUGCUCACUUGUGCCAUUACAGAGAGAAUCUAUACCAUUUGCAUAUCAGACUGAUUCCACCCAUAAGGGCAUAAUUUUUAAAUUCCCUGUUUGUGUUGUAAUUAUUAUUUACAUAAUAUUAUUAUAUAAUUAUAUAUUAUUAUUAUUUACCUGUUUUUACCGAUGUACCUCUGAUAAACAGUAUAUUGAAUGUGAUUCAUUCUUUACAGAUGAUUACUGCCUUUUGCUACCAAGGUAACAUCAGAAUAUUUACCUACCAGCGCUGUUCUAAAUGUGGGGUGAAUGGGGCAGCUGCCCCAGGCCCAGUUUCUCCUGGGAGGCGCAGGAGCAGCUGCCUGUGGGCCCCGCUGUCCGCAAAAAAAUUGUAUCUGCCCCAUGGGCCAGCCGGUGCUGCGGCUGCACCUGGGCCCACACACUAAGGGGGCCCAUGGAGUAGGGACAACUGGCGGCCAUUUCUCAGUAGAGGCCUUGUCUGGCGUUGUGGACCUUUAAAAGGGCCUACUUGCUUUACGGCAGCCGGCUGGGAGGAGGUGACUGCCGUGAGUCACUUCCUCACAGAGAUUGUAAAGGCGCGCGGGAGGGAGGAGGAGGCCGUCAGGUGGGCGCUGGAGUGCCAGAGCCUCUCAUUCCCAACUACCUCAGCCUGUCACUGGACCCCAGGGAAGCCAUCCUCCUGAACCCAUAAGGUAGGAAACUGGAGGGUGGCUUUAAAAAUGUGUCAGUGUGUCUGCCAGUGUGUCUGUGUGUGUGUCACUGUUUGUGUCAGUAUGUCUGUCAGUGUGUCUUAGUAUGUCUCUGUGUUUGUGUGUGUGUGUCUGUGUCAGUAUGUCUGUCUGUGUGUCUGUAUAUGUGUCAGUAUGUAUGUCAGGAUGUGUCAGUGUUUGGCAGUAUGUCUGUAUGUAUCAGUAUGUCUGUCAGGACGUUUAUGUGUGUGUCAGUAUGUCUCUGUAUGUCUGUGUGCAUGUCACUAUAUCUGUCAGUGUGUGUCUCAAUAUGUCUGUCUGUCAGUAUGUAUCUCUAUUUUGUCAGUAUGUGUAUCUGUGUGUGUCAGUGUGUAUAUCUGUGUAUUUAUAUUUAGUCAGUAUAUCUAUGUUUGUUAAUGUUUGUAUCUGUGUGUAUGUGUAUCUGCAUGCCUGUAUGUAUGUCAGCGUGUGUGUGUAUCUGUAUGUUAUCAUUGUUAUUAGUGUGUGUAUAUCUGUCUGUGUAUACACACAGUGUGUUUAUCUGUGUAUCUGCGUGUGUGUCAUGUAUGCAUCAGUGUGUCUGAGUAUCUAUAUGUGUCAGCGUUUUAUAUAUGUGUCUGCAUGUGUAUCUAUGUGUCUCUAUGUGUCAUUGUGUAUAUCUGUGUCAGUCUGUAUCUCCAUGUUUGUCAGUGUGAGUGUCAGUGUUUAUAUAUGUGUAUCUGCAUGUGUUUCAGUGUGUGUAUAUGUAUCAGUGUGUGUGUGGCAGUGUAUGUGUACAUGUGCAUACAUCUCAGCAUUCAAAACACCAACACUACACACAAGUACACCCAUGCAUUCACACUACAUACAAACACAGUCCUGCAUUGAAACGUCAACACUACAUACAAACACACCUCUGUGUUAAACCCAGAAAAUAUAUAUAAACACACCCCUGCAUUCAAAAACAAACUCUACAAAUAAAUGCAUGCUUGCAUUCAAACGACAACACCACAUACAAACACACCCUUGGAUUUACACAAACAUACUCUAUACAAAAUCAUGAUUACAUUCAAACACACAAACACUGCUCAGUACUAAAUACAACCCUGCAAGUAUGGGAAAAGGGUAGAGCCCCAAUGGCAAAGCAUUGUUAGAGUUGCAUGACAGAUGGGAAUCUAUGGUUUGGCUACCCUUGCAAUUCUUGCACCAAGGCCCUCUCUACUUUAGUUCCACUAUUGCGUUGGGGAGUGGAGGACCUGAUUGCAUGUCAGGGAGUGGGGGAGGGGGUCAGGGCUCAAGGGGCCCAACCAAAUGCUUGUCCAGGGCCCAAUCAAUAUUAAAGACGGCAUGUUACCUACCCCUAGUCAAUUGCAUAAUAUUCAAACUUACUAUCCAAUUCUAAGUAUAAAAUUAAAUAUAUUUUAACUUAAAAUAUUGUGAUAUGGGUAUUGUGUUAAUUUUGAAUGAAACUUAUAAACAGUUAUUUUAUAUUUAUUUCAGCUAGCCCAAGAGGACGUUAUAAGGAAUAUCACAUACUGGACUUUGUACAACUAUUACAACUCUUCAACUUUACCAAAUGGUACUGAAACUACUCCACCUCCUCUACACCCAGCUGAUGUACCACGAGGACCAUGCUGGGAAACAAAUGUUGGAGUUGUAAGACAUAAUUAGUUAUUAUUAGUUAUCAUGUAUUUGCUUUUAAAUUUAUAGAAGAAACAUUGUUUCUAUUGUACCAACUAUUUGAAAGAAUAAGAAAAAGUGAAUGUGCCCAUAUGCCUAUCAUGUGUUCUCACUAUCUCAUGGAAGUAUUUAUUUACAGCUAUAUAUCAUAGCAUCCUUGUUUACCUUCCCAAAUGCAAAACAAAUACAAAUCACUGUUUAGUAGAUAUACCCCAGAUGAAAACAUGCAUGCAUUUAUUUAUGCAUUUUGCAUUGAUGGUAUAUCUAAAAACAACUUAAAACUGCAGAUCUCUUCUCUGAAGCUUUUGCAAGCCCUCCCCUUUUAAUCCCGCCAAGACUUUCUGUGGCUGUCCAAUCACUGACUUCCCAAUGCAGCACAGUGAAAAAUCUUUGCAAGGCAGGUGCUGUAGGCAAUUGCUUGCCUCUUGAGUUUAGUUCCACUGAGCUAAACAACCAGUAAGAAAAAACAACUUUGCUUGAAAGUCAGGGGUGUUACAACAUUUUUUUCUAAACGUGCCAAUUUCUAUUAAAAUGCACUUUUUGCGAAAUGAAAAUAAAAGGAAAGCAUUGAAUUGAUUGAGAUUGUCAAUUCUGAAGUUCUCAGUCAAGUAGGUGAGGCAGGGGUGGAGCCAAAGCCACUCUGGCCGUUCAUCAUCUCCUCAUUGAGUCAAUGCAUCUCUAUGAGGAAUGUUCAGUGCCUCCAUGCAAAAAUGGAGACGCUCAAUAUCAGUGACUGCCACUGAAGGUGUCCCUAGGGAGCAAUGUAAGCACUGCCUUUUCUCUGAAAAAGCAGUGUUUACAGCAAACAGUCUUCAGGGACUGACUAUACUCACUAAAACUACUACAUUAAGCUGUAGUUGUUGUUUCUAUAGUGUCCCUUUAAAUGUUAAAUGCUGGACAAUUCAAUAUUUAGUAAAUAGUAUCCUUCACAUUAAGGAUACUAGUGUUAGACAGUUUUAUGUUCUUUGUUUUAAGUCUAAAUUAAUUGAAUUUGAUGUAUUCUUAAUUGUCAUGAUAUUUUGUUUUUUCAGUCUUUUUUAACAACUGUAUUUAAUCCCUUUGACAGGAGUUUGUAAGGUUAACAGUGUCCGACAUCCUUGUCACAUAUGUCACUAUACUUGUUGGGGAUUUCCUCCGUGCAUGCUUUGUCCGAUUUAUGAACUAUUGCUGGUGCUGGGAUUUGGAAGCUGGAUUUGUGAGUUAUUUCAUUUUCUUCAUGAAAUUAUAGUAAACACAUCACAGAGCUUUCUCUUUAGAUAUGUGCAGGGUUAUUUACUGAAGUAUAUGUUAGCAAACAUAAACUGUGCACCGGAGUGUACGUGUGUGUGUUUGUGCAUCUAUGACUUUAGGUAUACAUCUAUGAAUGUUGUGCCUGUAUAUAUUUGACUGAAUGUGUGCCUUUGUUUGUAUGUGUGAGCGUGUGUCAUUAUGUAUGUAUUUGUGAGUGUCUGUAGAGGCACAUUUUGCAUGUGUUAAGUGGAUAGCUUUAGGGAGGAGUAACCAAGAUUUAGGCUCAAGCCCUGGGUCUAUAUUGAUUCUAGCAACGCCCCUUCAGAUAACUAUUUUUCUUAGAAAACUAUAGUUCUUGAUUUUACUAUCACCUUUACAUGAAAAAGAUAUGAUAUAGUGAUAGCAAAAAUGUGAAUAGAUUUUUGAAUCCAAAAUGGUUCUCCUGUAGAAUUAAAAUGCUGAAGAGGUCGUUUAGUUCAACAGUUAGAACUAAAUGACUAAACUGUUAGUUACCUCUGGAUUUAUUGAGUAUGUAAAAAUGUAACAUAUAAUUGGGAAAAGUGAAUGUUUUCUUUACAAGUAGCACAGGAUAAAUCAGAGAACAUAUUGAUAUAUUCCAACUUUUAAUAUGACUGCAUGGCCAUUUUAAAUAUUGUCACUUCUAAAUUGGCUUUUCGUGUCUCUAAAUUGGCCAUAAAUAGGCAACUAACAUGUUGUCCUUCUAAUGACUUUGUAAUACUCCUAUACAUUUUGUGGUCUGUAUCUAAUGUUUUACUCUCUUUUAAUGAAUACAUCAUAUACAUGGUUAGUUAAACUAGAAUAUUUUCAUGGUGAGUGUGACGGAACGCUGGCACUCCGACUGAGUACCUCCGCCAAUCGAUGCUCCUAGUGCUCGCUGAGGACUCCAAGCACUCCAACCGACACCAUCAGCACUGCAGACCCCACUUCCAGCGAUGCAACUGUGCCGGGGUCUCUGCUGUUUCCACCCACCCUGGACCCAAGGCCAGGAUCCAGCUUCCAGUGGGUGAACCUCUCUUUCGCCAGAGAGCAGGAACAGGAACAAAUCAAGCUAUUGCAAGAGCUUCCUCUGGGGAGUAAGUGAUUAUAGCAAUCCCCAGAGUGUAGGUAUCCCUUCCCCCAAACAUGAGCCAAGGCUUAAUGCUGGAACAAGACUGAUUUACUGGCACACAGAACUCACAAUUUAUGCAACACAAAACUCCUCCUCUGGGCCAGGCUAGAUAAUUGAGUUUCUACAAUACACAAAGUUCAAUUAUCUGCUUGCCAGAAAUAAUACAGUUUCAUAAAACACACAGGGACCCCAAAACAUGCAAUAACCCCAUAAAAGGUAUAUCCUUGGAACCGGGGGAUCUGGGUGAACCACAUAUCCAAAAUUCACCCAGAUCCGUUCAGUACUUUGGAAAAUACAGUUUAAUGCAGAUUCUGCAGAACAUAUACAGGCUAAAUGAAAAACAAUCACUGUAUAAUGUGUCCCCUGCUGUAUAGUCCAAAACCACUGCACAUGUCUCUGUGCACCAAAUACUGGCGAGAUGGCACCGUGUUGAAAAGUCCAAACAGUGUCUGUGAGUUAAAAUGGCCACCAUCCAUUGUUCUCACCAUGUGCUUCUGAUACAGGAAAUGGUGGCCACCCAGUAACUCCACAGUAUGUCCCCAGAUGGUUCUUAAAGGGCCAGCAGCAGCACAACACAAAUCCAUUAUGCCCAAAUCAUGUCUAUAAAGGGCAAUACAAACCAGGGGCCAUAGUCACAGGGCAAGAGGCGGGCAAGCAGUCCUCUCCAGGCACUAGUGGCGAAGGGCACUUCGUCACAGUGAGCAUUUUUACACGUAGCAAAUGUAUAGAGUUUGGGACAAAUGUCUGAUUAAAUGAAAUGGGAAUGCAAAUACUAAGCAAAGAAUAUUCCAAUGGUGCCUCACACACUUGGGAGGCUGCAUACUCCAAGUGACUUGAGAAAGGCUCUGACUGGGAGCAGAAAUGUGGCCUCUGUUCCUAAUAAAAAUCUGCCUUUGCUUGGAUGUGAUCCUUUAGUGCUUUCAAUUUAAUACAUAGCAAGAGACUAGCAGGGCAGGUUGCAAAAAAUGUGUCCUGCUUAGGCCUAAACAUAACAGUGGCUGAACAAAUCACAAGGCACAGUAUGUAUCUGUAUGGAGCAGACUGAAAUGGGCCACCAAAUCCAGGUUGUACUUAGAGUAAUCCAUCAGCCUUUCGUGCCUUUGAUGAGGAAACAGAAGACACUAAUACCUUAUUUCAGGACUUUGAGAAAUUGUGCGGAGUUUAUUGGAUAGAGGAAGUUCACAGUGUUUAUUGUAGCAGCUCUCCCGGGGCUAGACACAGUGGAUGCACCUGACUACACUGCAGUAAAGAGUAUAUAUAACUGGAUAGGUAUGCUCUGAGUUAAAAAUUUACAAGACAAAUUUCAGAAGGGAGCAACUGAAGACAACUGACAUGAACAUAGCAAUGAAUGGGUCAUCCUGUGAACAGUGGCUGCUUAUAAAAUGAAUCAACACAUUUCAGGAACUUCAGCAACUACACCUGCUAAAACACCAACACAGCAAGGAAGAGUGCACCAUUGGGUAAAGAAAUAGAAAGCCUGUCAAUUUGACAGAGGCUGCAAGGCUGGUGGAUUAGUGCAUAGCUACCUGGAACCUUAAUCCUGAGGCAACAAGCUAGUAAGCCUUGGGUAACCAGCUGCUACAACAAAGAUGCUCCAAGAGGUUAUUCCCAUGUAUUCAGUCAUUGCCUCAGAUGUAAAGGUUUUGGGCACAUGCCACCCCAGUGCAGCAGGCCAGAUGUAGUGGGAUUUUUAAAAAAGAAUGCCUGCAAAUACCACUCAGGAAAUGAACCAACCAAAAAAAUACACUGCACGCUUACUUUCCAAAAUAGUCGGUCACCAUUUACAGGACUUUGACUCUCACAGGCUACCAUCACUUCAAGUCAAAGUGUGCCCUCCAAUGCCAGGUGUUACCUAUCAGGUUAGAUAUCAAAACAGCAAAAGGAGCCUACCAUGCCAUUUCAUCAACCUUUGUCUGCAUGGAUUAGGGAGCAGGCAAAGGAGAUGUCACAGUAGGCAUUAUGGUCAGCCUACCAGGUGAUGUUUUGUUGGGGAAUAACCUUGGAGUGAUGGUAAGUCGGUAUGUUCUCUGUAAUGAGGUUGCUGUAAUUACCAGCAGCCAGGUCAAUAGAGCUGGUGUAGUUGGAAAUUUUCUCCAGGCCCAUGAGAGUCAUUGCAGUUAGCCCCACUCCCCUUCAGCAGAAUGGUUUUUUUUGGAGACUCUGCAGUAAAACACACUUCUCAGUGACAGGGUAUUUCUUUGGGAGCUGGUGAGGGUGUUAUCACCUUCCAUAGCAUGGUUUCCUGGAGGAAGGAGAUGGAGCUCAAAAAGAUAUGGUGUCUUAUUAUGAUCACCCCAGUCUGACCUCCUCUUUUAUAGGAGUUAGUCAGCACCCUCUGCACUUGUCUUACAUAAUCUUGGUGUGCAAAUUAGUGCAACCAAAUAAGCAGUUACAUGUAUUAAUGGUUUAUUAUGUUUAUAAUUCUUAUGUUAGAAAGUGGUUCUAGUAUAAUAUAUUUGAUGUAUUAAUUAAGAUUGUUUAUAGAUGUUUGUAUACAAAUGCAUUAUACCACAGGUUUAAGGGCAAAUUGAUAAAGGUUGGGGGAAUUAGCUGGGGGAAUUUUCAUUUUACUGAGUCUCUGGUCUUAGUUAUUGAGCAUAAUCCCUCUUAUAGUGUCUUAGGACCUGUUCAAAAAAGACACAUCACAUGACUAGAAGAACUGGAAGCGUUUUGUGUCUCCUAUAGAGGAUCUUUCAACAGCUAUAUAUAUAGCUGUUGAAAAAGCAUGUAUAGGAGGUAUGAAAUGUGUGCAGCUCUCCUGUACAUGUGGUAUGUCUUUUUCCUUUUCCCUAUGUUCAGUAAGUAUUAUUUUAAUUUGGUACUGCUGUGCUGCCCAAAAAAAGAUGAUUUGGAUAUAAUUCCACAUACUGUCCCCUCUUGUGGCCUUUAAGAACUUUGACUUUGCUUUGCAAUUUGCCUUCAGGUUUAAGAUACUGUGACAUUUUAGAACCUUUGUAUAUUUUAUUUAAGGUUGCCAGAAAAGUCUUAACAUUAAUGCACUUUGAAAUAAAGGAACAGGGACAGGAAAGCUGCAGAGUAUAUUUACUUGAUUGUAGUAUGCUGUUUAUGGACAUCAUAAAUCAAUGAUGAUGUCCACAUGUGGAAAUUCUACAAUUGUAAAAGUGUUUAUACCUGCUUCUGCUAUACUUCUCACUCCAUUAAAUAUUUUUCAGGAGAAGAAUCUAGUGACCAACAUGACUAGGGGAAAUAAAUAUAUAUGAAGAUAUAAGAUAAGGGAUAGAAAGAAGACGAGGCUAGAAGAGACCACACAUGUUAAUUUAGGAGGUACCUGAACUCAAAUUUCUAUGAACUGUAAUUCUUGUCAUUAGUCAGGUGAUCUCUAUCCCUAAAGCUACUUUGAUAUGUACCAAUGUACAAGGUACUGACCUCUUGCGGGGUGCAGUGCAAUUUGAAGUUAUGAUUCUUUGCCUUAAACUAACUGUUUUAAUUGUGACAUUAUGAAGUGAAUCAUUAAAAAGAGGUAGACACUAAACCCUUGUUUUUUUUUUAAAAAAAAAGCAAAAAAUAAACAACAUUAGACAACAAGCAGACUCCACUCACAUUGGCGCUGCCUGUAUGUGACUCUGGAGUCCAGCCUCUGGUAUACCCCCAAUGGCGCAGUCCGCACCCUGUGCCAAAGUGGAUCCUCCCGCUACUCCUUGAAAACCUGUGAAGGUGGAGAACGUUGAUGUCACAUAGGAAUGUGAUAUGGCAUUGCAUGCCUCCGUGCACCUACAAGUCCUCUACUGUCCAGCCAUGGCCAUCGCAACACUGACCAGCACACACAGACACACUGACAGACAUACACACACUCACACUCUCUGACAGACUCAAACACAGACACACACACUCUCUGAUGCACCCAGUAUCACUACAGAGGGAGGGGCGGGCGCGCGCGCGCGCGGGAGAAGUGAGGAGCAGGAAGACUGAGCUCCCUUGCUGCCACCAGGGACCUCUCCUCCAGCCAGUACUGGGUAAAUUUGAGCAGUGUAGGCACCUGCAAUGUAAGGAGAGCAGGUGCCUACUCUGCAUUAGUAAUCAUGGCCGCAAAUAUAUUAAUUGUGGGUUGCAUGAAGCCAAUGGGCCACGAGUUUGACAUGCUUGCUGUACAGAAAAUGUCUGUUUAGAUUAAGUGUAGUAUUCUGUUUGUAAAUAAUAUAUAUUUAGAGUAAAUACACAGGUGAUAUUAGAAAAGAACUAAAAGCAUAAAAUGAAUAACUCAAAAAUAUGUAUGAAGCAAUAAAGAAGACAGUGACUAUAAUAAAUGUAGAUGCUAAAGGAAUGUGAAAUAAACAGCACAGCAUUUUGUCUCCACCUAGUGUUCAGAGAGAGGUAUUGGUGAGUAGACUGAUGCAGUGUUGGAAGCAAAUUAUCCAAUUUACUGGUACUGCCUGCAUUGUAGUAGACCAUUAAAAGAUUUAUGAAAUACGCAUUAACAAAGUAUAUUAGUGUCAAAAAGAAUAAAAGAGAAAAAAGUAUCAACCAAAAUAACCAUGUAAGUGUUCUUUAGGCAAAUCUUCUGAAUAUGAAGAAUUUUUUUGCUAGUCCAAACAUAUGGUAAUAUCCUGAAGUGUUACUUGUUAUUUUUGUGCAAGAUAUUUAUUUUUGGUGUGAUUUAUUCUUUAUGUAUCUUUGUGACAUCUGCAUCUUUGUACCUGUUAUAAUGCACCUGGGUGCAUUUCUAAAAGUGUUGGAAAAGACAAAUGUGGGGCAAAGAUCUAAACCAUGGGUGUCCAACCUUUUGGUUUCCCCGAGCCACAUUCAGGAAAGAGAAAGUUGCCAGGGGCUGCACAUAAAAUAUUUAAACUUUAAACUAAUAUAAUUAAACUUUAAAAGCAAUUUUCUCAAUUUUUAUAUUUCAUUUGUUUAGUAGAUGACUCCUUUAUUUGUUACACUUUUGUGUGAUUGCCAUAGUUAAGGAUACCAUACUAGGGAGCUAUCUACUAAACACAUAUACAUGUAUAUACAUAUACACAUAACUAUGGUUAUACACAUAUACACACACACACAUAAUCACAUAUCUAUACACACUUACAAGCACAGACAUAUACACACAUGCAUUCACAGACAUAUACACACACUCACAGACAUACACAUAAUCACAUUCAUAUACAUAAUCACAGAUAUACACACAGACACACACACAAUUACAGAGCCACACACACAUACAAUCACAGACCUAUACACACAAUCAGCUAUAUACACACAGACAUACACACAAUCACAGACCCACACACUUACACAUACAUUCACAUACACACACAUACAAUUAAAGAUCUAUACACACAUUCACAGACAUACACACACACACACGCACAAUCACAGACAUACAUAAACAUAAUCAGACCCACACAUAUACAACCACUGGCACACAAUCACAUACACACAUAAUUACUGGCAUACACACACAAAAAUCACAUUCAUACACACAAAUUUAGUAAUUAAGAAGUCCACUCAGCCUCCCUAUCUUGCUUUGGGGGGACUGGAAUGGAUCCUCUCCCUGGUGGCCAGUGGCUGCUGCUGUGAUUUCAUGACAAUUCUCUCUGUACAUUUUGUAGAUAAUUGGUCCACUCUUACAAACAAUAGUGCCAAAGGACCUGAUUUACAAUAAAUAUAUAAUUUCAUGCCAUUUCAUGCCCAGACAUGUUACAAUUGCAAUUUAUUUAUUUAACGCCAACAAAAUCCGCAGCACUUGCAAAAACAAGGCAAACAAUUAAAAGGAUACUCUAAACACAAAGCAUUUUUAGCUUAAUGACGCAGCUUUAGUUCAUAGUUCAUGUCCCUUCAUUCUCACUGCUCAAUUCUCUGGCAUUUUGGACUUAAAUCCCUUUUUUUCCGGGAGCGGAGCCUGACCUUCAUGUGGAGCAGACAUGGUGUGCUUGAGUUCCUGCAAGUUGUGCAGAUUUGAGGGUUUUAACCCUGGCUAUGAAAAGACUGAAAAAUGCUAAAGAGCACUACUAACAAAGGGGAUUCCCUGCUGUUCACAUCGAGACCCUGGUCUAUUAUCCACCAGGGACCAAUGCAACGCUUCCGCAGCCUACUCUGGAUGGAGUUUGGAAGUCAUGGCCGAUUUUUCUCACUCCCAAACUACUCCAGCCUCCUGCAGGGCUCCUACCCUCCCCUCCCCACCUCUGGACUGGAGGGGUUAACCUGGUCUCCACUGGUCGACCACACUUACCUCUUGCUUUCAAGGAAGCACGAAAUCUGGUGGCUCAAUACCUGUGUUGAAUGCUGAAGAUGGCGGCUGCGUCAACAACAAACACACAGAGCCUGAGCUCAUCUCACUGCUGCUUUAUGGACACUAGCCUGUUUCAGCUGGAUGCGAUAUUUCAGGACUUUUGGCUGAAGUUACAACAACGCAUGCAACCUAUACAACAUAAGCGGAAGAGGGGAACAAAGUGGAGCAAGCUGAAGCUUUAGAGUGGGACCCCUCUGGGCAACCUUAACGUACAAGAGCCACGCAAAUGGAGGAUUGCCCACCAGUUACGGCGCAUACCACCUCGACCCUCCGUCUACCCUGGUAGGGGGAGAGACCUGGCGCCAGUGGGCACCCAAGUCUGUGGACUAGUGAUGCUGGCCAACACGCAGGCCCAGGACCGGGAGGAGAGCCCUGCCCUACAGAGUUUUAACGGAUACCCACAUGGACUAUACAAACGCCCUGCUUGCAUUCUCGUUUUGGCAAUCAGCUGAUCCAGAAAUCACCUGCCUGACUGGUAUAGGCUGGACUCAGGCAUCAUGCCAAUCUGUCAGACCUCUGCCAAGUUACUUAUUCUAUGAAAUUAUUUUAUGUUUAUUUUCACUUAUUUUUUCUCUUCUGAGAGCAGUUCCAAUGGUCAUAUUGACGAUCAGCUAUUCAUACUCAUAUCUUACUACCCUCAGUCACUGGCAGAGUUUUAGCUAGCAUGUGCCCAUCACCUACCUUUGAUUUCCUUUAUUUUAUUAUCUGCCAUGCUAAGACAACUUUAUUUUGUGUUAUAUUAUAAUAUUAGCAUUCUCUGUGAUUAUACAAACAUUGCUUCAUGUCUCGUUUUUAGCCUCGAUUAUGGUCAGCAUAAAGAUAUGAAUAAUUAGCAUGUUGUUUAGCAUGAUAUUACUCUCAUAAAAGUGUUGUUAUUCUGAAAGCCAUGUUCCAGUUUACUAAUGUUUUUUUUUUAUUGUUGUUGUUGGACUUGUCGUGGCUUUGCAGGCUUACUUGUAAUCAUUUGCAAUGUAGUCCUAGCCACACCUCUCCUGGCUGUGACUCACACAGCCAACUUAAAAAAAAAACAAAAAAACAUUUUUUAUUUUCAAACAGAGUGUGUUUACUUUAGAAGUUUUUUUUUUAAUCUCCUAUUCUGUUAAUCGAACUUUAAUCAUACACAAGAGGAUCAGUAGAGCAGAAAAAAAAUACUAUUCUAAAAACAUCAGACCUCUCUUUACAGGAAAUGUGUACAGAGAGUGUGCAGGUCACAUUCAGGCAGGUGUGGCUAGGGCUGCAUUAACCAAGUGAUUUCAUUCUUAUAUGGCAUAGAAUUGAGCAGUUAGACUGCAGGGGCAUGAUCUAUUACUAAGCUAAAGUUAUUUUGGUGCUUAUAGUGUCCAUUUAAUUCUUACAAAACGUGAUUGACAUCAGCCACAACAUUAAAAUCACUAACAGGUGAAGUGAAUAAUAUUGAUUAUAUCAUUAAAAUGGCACCUGUCAAGGGGUUGGAUACAUUACGCAGCAAGCAAACAGUCAGUUCUUGAAUAUCAUGUGUUGAAAGAAGGAAAAUUGACAAGCAAAAAUAUCUUGGUGAAUUAAAGGACCACUAUAGUGCCAGGAAAACAAACUCGUUUUCCUGGCACUAUAGUGCCCUGAGGGUGCCCCCACCCUCAUGGCCCCCCUCCCGCUGGGCUGAAGUUGGAGGAAGGGGGUUAAACACUUACCUUUCUCCAGCACCGGGCUCCCUCGGCGCUGGGGACUCUAUUCCUCCUUUGGACAUCAUUGGCUGAAUGCGCAUGUGCGGCAAGAGCCGCGCAUGCAUUCAGUCAGUCCAUAGGAAAGCAUUCUCAAUGCUUUCCUAUGCACACUGGCAUCUUCUCACAGUGAAAAUCACCUGAAAAUAGGAUAACCCUCAAACCCUUCAGGAGAAAGCUAAACAAACGGAACAAAGGAUACAGAUAGCACCAAAUAAAACUAAUCAGUAACUAAAAUAGCAGUAAAAGUAUAUAAAAUAUUCAUUAAAAAUACAAAGGUACCAAAUAAGUCUUUUUAGGCAUAAAAGUCUUCGAGUGUUCAAAAGGACGUCUAUGGAGGCAGAUCAGGGGCAGAGCCAGCACAAUCAGCCCUGGCCAAUCUGCAUCUCAUCAUAGAGAUGAAGUGAAUCAAUGAAUCUCUAUUAGGAAAGUUCUGUGUCUGCAUGCAGAGGAAGGAGAUACUGAUAUGUUGUGAUGCACACUAGGCAAGACUGAGAUAGGAAGCAGCUCUAGCAGCCAUCUGAGGAGUGGCCAGUGAAGUUAUCACUAGGCUAUAAUGUAAACACUGCAUUUUCUCUGAAUGGUAUGAUUCUACUCACCAGAACAAAUGCAAUAAGCUGUAGUUGUUCUGGUGACUAUAGUGUCCCAUUAACUAUAUUCGUUUUAAUUGCUUACAAAUAGCAGAUAAUAGCACUACUGACCCGAACAUGUUUACUGACCCAAAAUGCUAAAUAAAGUGCAGCCAAAAGUAAACAGUGUAAAAAAAAGUUUUAUUUUGCUAAAUAACACAAUCUGUAUCCAAUCAAAUACAAACAAAUACAUUACCACUUUACUGGUUUCAUAUUUAGCUUAUCCAAAGUGUGUUUUUAACCUUUUAGAGCAACCCUUUUUGUCUCUCUUCACAAUAUUUAAUAUAUCAUAAUUUGCAUUAUAACAUGACUGUCAUUUGCAAAUAUUUAGAAAACAGGUCUGCCAAAAAUGGGGUACAUUGACGUUGUGGCAGACUUAUGCAAUGUAUGAUCAUAUACUGUAACUAAACCCCCAUUAAUUUUGCCUAGAUUAGGUUUUUUUUAGUUUUUAGUUUUUUUAUAUAACAAAAAAGAAAAACUAAUAAAAUCUGUAAGCUUUGAAGUUGCGGUUUAGUAGAUGAGUGAGUGCGCUGGAUCUUGUGUAUUGUAUCUCAUAUAUUCAUGCAUUUUUUUGUAUACAUGCACAAUAUUUGCUAAAGGUAAACGUGUUUCAUUUGAUUUACUUUUUCAUUAUUUUGCAUGCAGCCUUCCUAUGCAGAAUUUGAUAUCAGUGGGAACGUGUUGGGAUUGGUCUUCAACCAAGGCAUGAUCUGGUAAUAUUUCUCCUGUAUUGCAAUUGGCUGGCUUCUUGUUUUUUUUACAUAAAUGUUAAUAUAAGAUUUGAAAGGGGAUAUGAUUUAGUAAUAAGAAAUUCUUAAUGAUACAAAAGUUAGGCUUUUCUUUAAACAUGUGGUGCCUUCAGCCUUUACUAAUUUUGAUUCUAGGUGUCCCUAUUUUGUGCUGAAAUCCCUCUGUCCCUCUGUAGGAGCUCAGUAUUUUUGGCAUGUCUGAAUUUAUACUAGAGUUCCAGAGCUCCACAGCAAUAAUGCAGUAGUAAUUUGUCUCUAAACUACCAUGAUUAUUAGUAAGUCACCUAAAAUUUCUCAGAACAUCCCCACCCCUGGUCACACCCCCACUCACACCCAUGGCCACAACCCCACUCACACUCCUAAAAUGAAAGUUUCUCUAUUUGUUCACUUUAAAUUUACAAAAACGUAUACAUGGUAUAUGGUUUCUUGGCCAACUCUCAGACCCAUGGCAUAGAUGUACAGGUCAAAAUGUGUAAUUUGAUCUUGGGAGUUUUAUUAUUGCAUCUUCAGAAAAUAGCAAGAAUAUUUACUAAAGUGAUAAUUCAAACUGAAUUCAACAUGAAUUACAAAGGCCUGAGUACAAAACUCAAAGCAUUGCUGACUUAGAGAAUAUUUUCAGUUCAACAAUUUUUUAUAUAUAUAUAUAUAUAUAUAUAUAUUCUCAUUCAGCAUGGUAGUGAUACAACUUGAGGAAUGCAUGACAAUAAGUGUUUUACAAGGCAUUGGGUUAUCAAGCUCAGAAAGACAUGCUGAAUUAGGUUUUUUAUGUUUUGGAGAGUACAGAAAGAAACGAUCAAAGCGAAAAAGUAGUUUAUAAAAAAUACCAAAGUUGUGACAUCUAAGUAGGGCACAGAUUGUUAACCCCUUGCGGGCUUGCAUACUGGUUUGUGUGGGGGCUCGUUGGUAUGGCAGUGCUCAUCAAGGGGCUCUGUUCCCUCCUGGCUGCCGGCCUAGUGCUCUAAAGUUUACUCAUAUGUCUCAUAUGUCGUUGUGGGAGGUGAGGGAGGGGAUAACAAAUCCUGUGGUGAGGCCUGAUAGUUAACCUUAGGCUCUAACCAAGUGUACUCAGCAGCUGCAUUAUCCCGUGUGUCACAUUGUUUUAAGUAAGAAAAAACAUAUAUAUAUAUAUAUAUAUAUAUAUAUAUAUAUAUAGCAAUUAUAUAGGAAACAAAUAAACGCAUAACGGUAACGAAAAACAUCAAAUAUAAACAUAUAGUGGUGGUGCGAACCAUGGUGUGAGCCAGUUCGUAUCGGUGGAAGGAGGGUGGUCUUCGAUUUCUGGAGUUAGUCCCCGACCAUCACUGUACUUGAAGUUGGGUCUGGCACGGAGGUAGAUCCCUGAGGUGGGCGAGGGGUGAACUGCGCUAUCUUAGCAGGGUUCAGAUGGGAAAGUCCCGUGUUUCUCUUGCCCGGGAGACCAUCAAGGCCUAGCUGUUGCAAGAGGGAUUCCAGUUAUGGAUAGCUGCAGGACCUGUAGGCAGUCCCCUGGUGUGUGAACAGGAUCACCUUUGGUGUUUCCCAAGGAAAGGUAUGUCCCUGAGGCGCAGCUGUUGUAGUAGUGGCUGCACGGUUUUCCUCCAGGUGAGGGUGCUGCAUGUGAGGCCUGGGAACAUCAAUAAUGUAGGCCCUUCAAGGGUUAAGGGGUUCUGUCCUCAGACCGCCACUUGCAGCAGGGCUUUGUCCUGGAGAGACUGGAACCUGAUGAUAAGGUGUGCUGUAGCUGCUGUGUAGUGCCAAUUUAGGCUUGGGGAGGUAAAACAUGCCAUCCAGCCUUAGCGCCUUUGCCUAUUUAGGCGGUAGGAGGCUUGCUAUGAGUUGUCUGACAUAGUGUGGCCGGUCAGUAAGGCUGAUAGACUCCGGAAUUCCACUGAUUUUUAUGUUAUGUCUUCUCCGCUGGUCUUCCAAGGUGUCCAUCCUUUCAGCAGUGGUAAGCUGUUGCUGCUGUAUUUCUUCGAUCUGCCAUUCGACCGAGGUAAGUCUAGUCUAGUUUUGUGGGUGCUUGUAGUAGCCACCAGGAGGACAACCUUGGCUGUUGCGCCUUCAAUGGCUUCCUUGAAAUAGGGCAUAUCCGUGGCGAGUACUGCAAGAGUCAAUAGCUGCUAGUAAAAAUCACCAGAUAUUAGCUUCACCUCUUGUAAGAAACUCCAUAUUUAUUUUUUAUGUUAUAAUAGUCUUUUCAUAAAGGUAGAGUAAAGAGAUAAACAGGUUGAUAUUUUUCUAACAAUAACCUGAAAUGUACACAAAUGUGUAAAUCAUGGAAACUAAAUUCAGGUAGGCAAAAGUAGAAACAAAGAAAUCAUAACAUGACCAACAGUCUUAUAGGGUUGCCACCUUGCAUAUUUCAGGCUUCCUGAUGGUGCCGGUAUUUUUUACUGAUUGAAAUUAGACGCAAUAUUGCUGCUGGCCAGUAGGUGGCAGUGUGUGGGUAGAGAGAGGCAGGGACAGGAACUUCAUCUCUCUGUCUCUCUAUACACUCUGAGCCCCCGGGGGAGCAACACAGCACAGCAGAUAGCAAGCAGGGACAGCAGGUCUCAAUCUGCAAUCAGCCUACAGAUAAGGUGAGUGGAGGGCCCUAGUAGUGACGAAUGGGGGGACACUAGUAGUGAGAGAUGGGUGGACUCUAGUAGUGAGGGAUGGGCGGACACUAGAUGGGGGGCUCUAGUAGUGAGGAAUAGGGUGGAGACUAUAUGGGGGGACUCUAGUAGUGAGUGUCACGUAUUCAUCCGCUUAUAAAAAUAUGGUUAAUGGCAUUUACUGUCCACACAGGAAAAGUUGUGCCGAGCAGCAACCAAAUCCACAGAAGGGUUAAUGCUGAGCAGCAAUUAUGCAAAUGGAAACCUGGUAACUGCCUUUGGGGUCAAAGGCCAGUUACAGCCUAUCAGAUCUAGAGGAGGGGUAUGUAGGCCCAGUUCUCAUUCUGCUCAGUGCCAUGUCGUGGUUUCCCUUGUUGUUGUCCGAGAGCGCUUUUUUGAUCCUGGUAAUUCUGGUUAUUUGACUUUGGCAUUGUUUUUGACAUCCCUAUUUUCUGGCAUCCCUGACUCCUGGCUUUUCCUUAUCGUUGUGUCUCUUUCUGUUUCCCUUGACCUCGGCUAUUCCUGACUAUUCUUUGGUACGUUAGUCCGGUCAUUCUAAGGUCCGGUAUACGUUACCUAUCAGUCCUCUGUGUUACACAAUUCUACGUGCUGGAUCAUUUUGUAAUCCUGACAGUGAGGAAUGGGGAGACACUAGAUGUGGGGAACUCUAGUAGUGAGGGAUAGGGGGGACUCUAGUAGUGAGGCAUGGGGGGACAUUAGAUAGGGGGACUCUAGUAGUGAGGAAUUGGGGUGGACUAGAUUGGGGGACUCUAAUAGUGAGGGAUGGAGGGACACUAGAUAGGGGGACUCUAGUAGUGAGGAAUUGGGGGGGGCUGGAUGGGGGGAUUCAAUCUUAAAUUGAAAAUAAUUGUUAGUUUUAUAUUACUAUUAUUUUAUUUUUCUAAUUUUUUUGUAACACAACAGAAGUGGGAAAAGGUGCUGUAAUAUAACCAGUGACUGGUCAGAGUGGGUGCUUUUUUAACUCUGUAUCACUGCUCCUUUGUGGUCCAUAGAAUGCACUUAAGAUACAGGUUACAGUUUCAUAAAGACACAUGGAUCAAGGCAGGGCUCAACAAAUCCCAGGCGCCAUGGCGGCUUACAAUUUUAAUCCAACAUAAAGUAGUUUUUUUUUUGUGGUUUACAGCAUUUUCUUCUUUCCAAAGGUAUUUUUUUACUCUUAUUUCACUCCUUCUGAUUUACAUACUGUGAUGUCAUAUCCUGUGAUGUCUCACAUAUAUAAUUAAUUAUGCAAAUUAGUAUGGCUGGUAUUUUUUUCUAAGAAAGGUGGCAACCCUACCAACAGGGGAGGGAGACCGGCGGAAUUCUCGGGGGGGGGGCAAUUGCCCCGUUGCCCCCCCCCCCUGGAUCCGCCACUGCCAACAGAACAUUGCUUCACUAGAACAAUCAUGCAAAUCAUUUAUGAAGUUCAAUGCAUUAAUUUGGUUAUAGCUCUUAGUGACCUAAGCAACUCUAUGUCACACAAAUUGCUGCUUACCCUUGGGAAAACACUGCAUUCAUUUGUGCAAGUACUCCAAAAAAUAUGGGAGACUUCUAUCUAGAAUGUUCCAGAAACAACUAAAACUAUGCACCAUUCAUAAAAUAAAAUAAAUUUUAAAAAAACAGACAGGAUGCUUUAUAACCUUUAAAUCUAUCUGAUUCCCUAGCAUGAAGGAGAUACACCUUUACUAGGUAUUUAAGAUGAAAAAGCCCUUGACCCUGACAAUUAAGCAAUUCAAUAAUACACUUAAACUCUAAAUAAGACAAUCUGGGCCUUAGGACCAAAUGGGUUGACAUUGCACUAUUACAAGGUGUUUGUAAUGUGCUUUUAUCCAGACUGCUGGAGUGAACAGUCAACUCUGGGGUACCAUUGCAGUAAACUUCCCCAUAGUACCAAAGACCUUAGCAAAUUCCUAAACUAAUAUCACAACUUAAAUGCCAAUCUAAAGCGGUUUACCAAAGCUGUGGUUCUGUGGAUUUAGCGUCCCUACGAGUUUGGAAUAUAAAUGUAUAUAUAUAUUCCUGUGAGUGCACUUUUCUUAGAUUACAUAUUUUGGUUGAAGUUGGCACCCAGGCAAAUACAAGAUCGUUAGAGCGAAUGCUGAACCCACGUGGAUAUAUAUAUACCCAGUAGUUUUUUUUAUCUUUAAUUUAUUAAUGCAGAAUAGUAAUUCUGUUUCUUCAAAUGGUUUUUUAAAGUCUACUAAUUGUUUAUUUGUAAGUUUAGGAAAUUAGAUAUUAUAUAGGAUUUUUUAAAUAUUGGUCUGUAUUGGCUGAUUUGGGAGAUUGUAUACAGGUUGAUAAAAAUUCCUAAAAGCUGCUCCUAUAUUAUCUGGUUUUGAUAAUCUCAUCAUGGUCAAUGAUUUUAGUGAUUGUUCUUCUGGCUUUUUCUUUUUUUAAAUGACUAGAAGACAUACGUUUAUUCUAAUACCCAUAUAGUACCAUCUUUUUCUUUUUUUUAAAUGACUAUACAUACGUUUAGCCUAAUACCCAUAUAGUACCAUCUCCUUUUUAAAUAUCUAAAAUAUAUAAAAAUAUUAAAUAUUCAAAAUCUAGCAAGCUGUGACACAACUACUCAAUAUGUUGUGGUUAGAUAAAAUAAAUAAUUGCAGCCAACCCCACCUACUGGUAGUGUAGCACUGAGUCAAGCUUAAAUAUCAACUUAAAAUAACUCCAGGACCACUCACCCAAUCACAUAAAUUCCAGGUAUAGAAAUGGGUCACAGCAUUGCAGGUAUGGGAUUGGGGGAUUAGGUCUAUUUACAACUAUUGAUCUCCCUGACUAGUAUCAAGCUUCACUAAUGCUUAGUUAUUAUUCAUUAUUAUAAAACUCCAUUGCGUUCAAUAUGUACAUGACCCUAACGACUUUUGAAAGACUUGUUUGCACAUGCACACAUUGAAAAGGGUACCUCCACAGUAUAUGCCCAGCUAUGUAACAAACACUUGCACCCCCUAUUUACCGAAUACUUCUUUGGGAACCCUGAGAUCUCACUACUGAUAGCCUUGGAGGUACAUAAAUGCUUAAGUGCCAGACAUUACAUUAACGUAUGCACACAUGGAAAGAAAGAAACAAACCAUAGGAUGAAAGAGCUGUUAAUUUGUUAAUUCAUUCACUGUAAACUGAUAAAUUCUGAUAAUCCUUAUCAAAGAUAUGAAAAUUUAAAUAUGUAAAUGGCCUAAUAAAAUACGUUAUUGUUCAUUACAGGAUGGGCUCGUUUUAUGCUCCUGGUUUAAUUGGAAUCAAUGUCCUCAGGCUGCUAACCUCCAUGUACUUCCAGUGCUGGGCAGUUAUGAGCAGUAAUGUUCCUCAUGAACGUGUUUUUAAAGCCUCAAAAUCAAAUAAUUUCUACAUGGGGCUGUUGCUGCUUAUUCUUUUCCUAAGUCUUCUGCCAGUGGCCUAUACAAUAAUGUCGCUCCCACCGUCCUUUGACUGUGGACCAUUCAGGUAUAGUAAGUGAUAUUGUAUUGCAAUUUGUAUUAUUAUACCGAGCCUGAUGAACCUUCAGAACUAAACAUUGGAAGAAUGUUAUAUACAUAUGGCAAUACUGCAAUACACUGCAGGUCAGAUAGCUCAAUUGUUUGGUGUAAAGAUAUAGUAUUUGUAGUUCAAGUGUUCAAACUUCAGGGUUACAGGUUUAAUUCCUGACUGUGUAACCUUAACUUCUCAUUAUUUCAAAGUAGCUGAAAUGUAUUCUUUCUUGUAAAAUACAUUGAUGAUAUGAUUAUAUAAUAACAAAAGGAAAAAACCUCAGGCACUCACUGUGAUAAUUUCAGGCAGAUUUAAGGGACACAGCAACGUUUCAACCUGUCCCCAGGUCUUUAUCAAGCUUGAUAAAGACCUGGGCACAGGUCGAAACGUUUCUGUGUCCAUUAAAUCUACCUGAAAUGAUCACAGUGAGUGCCUGAGUUUUUUUCCUUUUGAUAUCUGUUUUAUACAUGUGAUUGAGUGCAACCCUCUUUUUUUCUUCUGGUACAUAAUUAUAAAAUAAGACAUAACACAUGAUGCAUACAUAAAUGCUGCAAAGCAAGGGUUUGAAGAUCCCACUAUUAGAAACUUGAAAUAUAAUCAAUCAAUCAGGAUGACAGAUGUAGAAAACAAAACAUAGGGAUGGUGUCCUCUUAUGAACCGUCAUGGCAAUCUUACACUUUUUUAUAGUGCUUCCUCAAAGCCACAGUGCUGUACUUACAUACUCUGUGAACAUUCAAACAUACGUUUUGGAGGCUUUGUAAUUGAUAAAGGUCACAUGCCUAUAUCAAUCUUUCAUACCUACUAUACCAUAGUGUGGUUAUUGUUAACCAUAUCUACCUGAAGUGUUUGUUAUUCUGGUUUUGAUCUAGGAUUGCUUCCUCAUAGCACAAGCUUUCUGUUAUCCCGUGUUAUCCCUUCUCAUGACUAGUUACUUAAAGGGACACUGCAGUCACCAAAACAACUUAAUGAUGCAGUUUGUGUGUACUGUUCAUUCCUCUGAAGUUGUACUGCUCAAAUCUGUGCCAUUUAGUUAAAUCACUUUUGUUUACCUUUAUGCAGCCCUAGCCACUCCUCCCCUGGCUGUAACUGAUAAAGUCUGCAUGGUUUCAAUUUCAAUCAGAUGUAACUUACUUUGAAAGUUGUUAUCUUCCGCUCUUUAAUCACACACAGGAGCCUCAUGCAAGGUCUAGCAAGCUAUUAAUAGAGCAGAAGAUUAAAAAUUCUAAAUGAAAUGGAAUGGAAUUUUAAAUAAAGGAAGUAUAAACAUUAGAUGUCUCUUUACAGGAAGUGUUUAUGAAAAUUUUGUAAAACACAUACAGGAAGGUGUGACUAGAGCUGCAUAAACAAUAUGAUUUAACUCCUAAAUUGCAGAGAAUUGAACAGUGAGACUGAAGGAGCAUGAUCUAUAUAUCAAAACUGCUUAAUUAAGAUAACGCUGUUUUGGUGAGUAUACUGUCUAACUAUGAGUAUUUGCAGAACUUUACACAUGUCUGUUUACAGACACUCUUCUCUUUGUUCACCCCUCUUCAGAGUUCUGUUGUUAAGUCCAUUAACUCUUUACCUGAAUUCUAAAAUCGAAUUGAAUCUAUAGUAAGACCUCUGUAUAUACAUGCAGAAUAUAUAGAUAGAUAGUUCAAAUCAAAUCAUCAUGGUCACAUUAGCUGAAGAGACCUUGAAUGCAAAACUGACAAAAAUUAUAUAUACGUAGCCCAGAAUUGUCAUUUUGUCUUGAGAGGCUGUUUUACACUUCCAGUGAAUUUUACACUAAAACACUUUGAAACUAAAAAAAAAAAAACUAAUAAUUAAUUGUACCAAUAAUUUAUCUAAAAUUCUGAGUUUGUAAUGACAAUAAAACUGGAUGAUGCAUAUAAGGCUUGCUGUCUGACCUGCAAAAUUAAAAACAUUUUUAGUGGGAAGAAAAGAAUGUUUGACGUUAUUCAAGAAACAAUGCAGAAUGACUUCCCACCAUUUGUUGCCAAAAUUCUGAGUUCCAUAGCAAAUCCUGGCCUGAUUAUACCAGCAAUUCUUCUUAUGGUGUGAGUAUUCGUAUAUUGUUGAGUAAUAUAUUCAUUAAAAAUAAUAUUCAUGUAUUAAUAAUGGUGUAUUUUAAGAAAAUGAGAACCUAAUACAAAAUGAGACAUUCUAGUGAUAUCAUAAGUGAUUAUGCAUUGCAUGGCUAAUAAAGAAAAUAAAAAAUAUUGUUUGGAUUGUGUUUUGUUUAUGAAAUCUCAUAGACACCUCUCCAUCUAACUAGAAAAUGAAAAUAGCAAAUGGUCAAUUCACAUUAAAAUAAUUCAGUGAUAAAACAACAGUCACAAUAAGAUCUCCUAUUAAUACUAUUUUCACAUUAUUGUGAAACUUUGAGAAUCGUAAAAGCACCCCAGAAGAGAUCAGCAAACUAAAUUUGUAUAUAUUUAGCUGUAUCAAAACUCAUUUCUGAUAUCAAAAAUGUGUUCUGUAUUUAAAUCUUACAUUUUCUAUAAUAAAGAGAUAAUAUAAUGUAAUAAAAAAAUACUCAGCAAGCCAUGCCCACUUUUUCAUCAAAAUUAUGAAAUGGCAGGGCUCAAUCAGAGGCUUCUCUUAGAGAAGCAUCAUAGCUGUCUGGUGCUCAUGCGCGGCUUCACGCUGCACCAAUCGCCUUCUUCAUAGAGCGGCAUUGAAUGAGUUCGCGAGCUGAGCUGACUGACAAUCUAUCAAUCUAUCUCUUUCUAUCUAUCUAUCUAUCUAUCUAUCUCACUCACUCACUCACUCUCACACACUCUUACUCACUCUAACACACACUCACACACUCACUCUAACACACUCAGUCACUCACUCUCUCACUUUUACUCACACUCACCCACUGUCACUCACUCACUUUUACUCACUCGCUCUCUCACUCCCUUUUACUCACUCUCACUUGCUCUCUCACCUGUACUCACUCUCUCACUUUUCCUCACUCUCUCACACUUUUACUCACACUCACUCUCUCUCACUAACUCUCGCUCACUCUCACUCUCUUUCCCUCACUUUCACUCUUUUUUACUAUCUCACUUUCAGUUACUCUCUCUCUCACUCUAACUCACUAUCACUUACUCUCUCUCUCACUUUCUCACUCACUUUCACUCUCACUCUCUUUCACUCACUUUCAGUCACUCACUCUCACACUUACACACAAUCUCAUUCACUUUCACUCUCUCAUUCACUCAACCACUUACUCACUCUAUCACUCAUUUUCACUUUCACUCACUUGCGGUUUGGAUCCUCCUGCUGUGUCGCCAGUCUCCUGCCUUCGGCCCGAGCCAACGCUGUGUGCAGGAUAUCUUUAUCUCCCACAUGAUCGGCUCUGGGUACUGACAGGCUCCAGGUUACUAAAGGACACAGGAGGUGCAUUCACAGUGCCUCCUGUGUCCUGAUAGCACGUUUGAUGUCUUCAGCUAAGCGUGAAGAUGUCAAACAUGAGUCCUUGACUUGGAAGUCCCUCUGGUGGCCGUCUAAGUGACUGCUACUUUUGGUGUUCCUAGGUUCUAAUGUAAACACUGUAUUUUCUUUGAAAAUACAAUGUUUACAUGAAAAAGCCUGCAGGGAGCUAUUGUACUCAUCUGAAGAAAAAUGGAGGGAAGAUUUACAAAAAUAUAUUCUGAACACUGUUUCAACACUACACUUUAAUAAAUAUCCCCAAAUGUAUUAAGGAAAGGAAUAGGGAAAAAGUGAGACCCACCUAUACACAUUUUAAUGUAUUAUACAGAUAAAGCCAAAUACCAAAUUAACCUUGCCUUUAAAGUUGCUGUAAUUGCAGAACUUGAUGAAAUGAUGUAGUUUCUGAACCCACAGUGACCAGAAAGUGGCUUAUUUGCUAGAGGGCAAGCUUUAUAGCAGUAGCGCUUUUUCCAUACUGCUGCAUCUAUGGGCUAAACACCAUACAUCCCAACUUCAUCAGUCCUGAAACCGGGACACCGAUGGGAAAGAGGGAAGGGUGAAAAGGGGAUGGACCUGCUGGUAAGGGGGCAUGCCCAUUUACAUUAAUGGCAGAUCAGCCUGGUGUGAAUACAUGCCAGAUUGUCUGCCAAUCAUUUUAGCUAACCCACUAACGGCAGGCCCUGCAGGGAGUACAGUUUCAGUGCUCGCUGCUGGGUCCUAGUGCCCUAUGUUGCUCUUGCGCUAUAAAUGUUUGGACCCCUAAUAAUUGGGACUGUCCUGCAAAUUAUGGACUGCUAGCAGGCAUGCUAAACUGUGCAGGCAGACAAAGUCAUUAUAAUGCUUAGUGCAACAUUUUAAGUAGUUUAAUUUUAGUGCCUCCAUAAUUAUUUAAUCUUAUUUUCCUAUGACUAACAUGUUCUAUGCUCUAUUUUUUUGCUAGGAUAAUGUACUCUAGUAGUUAUAUGAUGCACAUUACUCUUCUACAUGUCUUUUUAUGAGCCCAAUCAGAAUUUGUCCCUGUAACGGAUCACCUUGCACCCCGACUGGGAACUUCUGUUGAAGGAUGCUCCUAGUGCUUCCUGAGGGCUCCAAGCACUCCACCAGAGACCAUAACCACCGCAGACCUCAUGAACCACCGCAGCUUGGUUGGGGUCUCGCCGUCUCCUACCCAUCCUGGACCUACGACACGGCUCCAGGUUCCAGUGGGUGAACCUCUCUUUCCCCAGAGAGUGAAGCAAGAACAAGCUCUUAAAAUAGCUUAGUGAUUAUCCAAGGGAGUAUGAAGAGCAUAGCAAUCCUUUGUAGCUGUUUCCCUCAAUAAGAGACAGGACUCUAAAUUGAGGGUGAAGUAGAACUGGUUUAAUGAACACACAGGGCUUUCUUAUAUACACAUUUUCCCACAAGGUUACCACCCACGUGGACUUCGUGGUACACAGAACACAAAGUUACAACAGCCAAUCAACACAUUACAGUACAGUCAGACACUCCCAGCUAAGGCACACAAACCCUCCCUUCUGCUUGUGAUACAAUUAACAAACACAAUGGGCUAACUUAAUUAUCACAGGCAGAAAAUAAACAGUUUUACCCAAACUCCAGAAACACCCCAAAACACAAACAUAUCCUACAUCCCUGGAUAGCCCUGAUCUGGGUGAACAACAUAUCCAAAAAAUCACCCAGAUUAGAGCAGGGAUUCAAAAGUUUUAUGGAAGUCAUAUUUGACUGACCACAAGCAUGGCUUUCAUGCCCAAAAUAGUUCCACAGAUUUAGGCUGUGUGGCCUGUCUAUCUUCUUCUCUAUCCUGGAGAUAAUAGCUUAAGUGGCUGUGGGAAGCCAAUUAUCUCUAAGUCCAAAAACUGUUACAAAAACUACUUAAAAAUACAUAACUCAUAUAAUACAAUGUUUAACCCAGAUAGCUUGGAUCUGAACACUCAAUAUGUCCGAAAAGCGCUCAGAUCCCACGAAUACAGUUGGAUCGCCAUGGGGUUAAACAAUAGCAAGGGCUGAUGAGAGAUUGAGGAGGGACAAAGCAGCCAGUUUCAACUGGUCUGGCAGUGUACCUGGACAACGCCCUGCUGGAGAAACAAUAGGACAGGAAAAAGGGGGAGGGGAAGAGGCACAUUUUCCCAAGGAAUUAAAGGGGCAGAAAAGGUGUUUUAAAAUCCAAGCAAUGAAGGUAAAAGCUGCAGUUCAGGAACAGUGGGUUCUGUCUCAAGUGCCUUAAACCUCAAUAAGUUACAGGGGCCAUAAUCACAGGGUAGGAGGCUGGCAAGCAGGCCCCUCCAAAAUACUCAUGGCAAACUCCCUAAAAAAGGGGGAGUUUAACACAGUCCCUAAUUAAAUUUAUAAACUAAAUGGGGGCCAGAAGAUCAUACUGAUUCAGCAGCAGAGAAAACGGAUUGUACUUUUAAAGGGACACUAUAGUCACCCAGACCACUUCAGCUCAAUGAAGUGGUCUGUGUGCCAGGUCUCUCAGGUUUUAACCCUUCAGAUGCAAACAUAUGGCUUACAUUUGCAAACAUCUGGCUUACAUUUGGGGUUAAGCCAGCCUCUAGUGGCUGUCUUCCGGGCGGCCACUAGAGGCACAUCUGCAACGCUGGAGGCAUAUUAUUCCUCCAUCACUCAGAGCGUCCAUAGGAAAGCAUUGAGAAAUUCUUUCCUAUGGACACUUUGAAUGCGCGCGCGGCACUUGCCGCGCAUGCACAUUCGGCUCAGCUGAUGUCGGCGAGGGAGGAGAGGUCACCAGCGCUGAGGGAGCCCGGCGCUGGAAUAAGGUAAGUGGUUGAAGGGGUUUUAACCCCUUCAGCGCCACGGGAGGGGGACCCUGAGGGUGGGGGCAUCCUCAGGGCACUAUAGUGUCAGGAAAACCGCUUUGUUUUCCUGACACUAUAGUGAUCCUUUAAGGAUUCUCCUUGUGGAAAUAAUUUGAAGCUUACAGAGUGCGGUUCUUUUUUCUUAAAUUUGAAAUUCACUUUAAAUUUUUACUUUAUUUAAUAUUUAUUAUUUAAUAAUAAAAUAUUUUACCAGGAUGGAUACAUUGAGAUUUCUCUCGUUUUCAAGUAUGUCCUGAGUAACAACCCUGUGAAUAACAUUGUGUAUUAAUUCAGUAACAUGUUAUAACAGUUGUUAUGAUUACUAACAAUAAAAUGUUUUCAUAUUUUCUCAGGUUAGCUAUUUAUUACCUAAAUGCAGUUUCCAAAGCUUACCAACAAGCAAACUUAGAUCUGAAGAAAAAAAUGCAGAUGGUAAGGCACCACCUAUAAUUCCUUGAAACACAAUAGUGCAUUGAUAUAAUGGUUAUAUUGUAAUGUUGCAUGAUUACAAUAAAAAGAAAAAAAAAACUGUUCUAUUAGCUCACAAACAGAAGAGCUUGAAAAAAAGUCAACAUGUUUCCAUGGCAACUGUAUAUAACGGCUGCUGGAGAAUUACAACCAAUGGAAAUACCAUAUGCAAAUGCAUAAUGCACCUUCCAGAUAUUGGCAGUUUAUCAUUCAAUUGCAUACUCAUUCCUCAGUCAAUUACAUUCAAACAAUUAGAAUGUAUGAUGAAAAUACACAAUCAGGGUCAUUUACUAAAGUAAGAAUUCAAAGUGAAUUUCAGAUUUAAGGUAAAAAUAGCUGAACUGGAAAAAGUCAGCUAUGCUUCCAGUUUAGCUACUUUGGCCUUAAAUUUGAAAUUCACUUUGCAUUCUCACUUUAGCAAAUAACCCUGAAUGAAAAUAUAGGGAUCAGGCAUAUUGGGAGUGAAGUUCUCAAUAAAGUUUCCAAUUGAAGCAAAAAAUAGCAGAGUUCCUCAGUGGAAAAAAAACAUCUGAGUAUUAACAUGAUAUUAAAGGAACACUAUAGUUACCAAAACAAUUUUAGCUUAAUGAAUCCGUUUUUGUGUAAAGAUCAUGCCUCUGCAGUCUCACUGCUCAAUGACAUUUAGGCAUUAAAUCCCUUUAUUUACUAGUCACCCCUUCUCUCCUUGUAACUUGUGCAGACUUCCUAAACACUCCUUGUUAAGUGAGAGCUAAUGUGAUAGUUCAAUUGGCAGAGCAGGAAAUAAAAGUGUCUAAACUUUAAAGGGACACUAUAGUCACUAGAACAACUUCAGCUUAAUGUAGUUGUUCUGGUGAGUAUAAUAAUUCCCUUCAGGCAUUUUCAUGUAAACAUUGUCUUUUCAGAUAGACAUUGCCCCCUAGGGACACCUUUCUUGGCCACUCCUCAGAUAGCCACUGGAGGUGCACUGUGUGCAUCACUGCCGUUCAGAGUCUCCACGCUCUGCAUGGAGACGCUGAACUUUCCUCAUAGAGAUGCAUUGAUUCAAUGCAUCUCUAUAAGGAGGUGCUGAUUGGCUCAGCAGGCAUUUGGCACCACCCCGUCCCACUACCACACCGAUUUCAGCCAAUCCAAUGUUUUCGCUAUGGGAAAGGGAAGGCAUUGGAUUGGCUGAAAUCAUUUAAUUCUGAUGAUGUCAACAAGGAUGCAGAUCGGGGGUGGGACCAGCGCCGGUAGAGAAGCGCGGCACUGGAAAUAAGGUACGUUUUAUUAACCGUUUAAGGGAAAAAUGUUAUACUACAUUAUGUAAGUCGCAUAGGUUUAAUUUUUUUUAUUUUAUUUUUUUAUUCUUUAUUUAUGUUGUGGAAACAUACAGCAGUGUCAAACAAGGAUAACAUUUUCCACAAUUUUUAUAUAAGAAAGGUACAUAAAUACAUAUAUUGAAUACUUGUCUUAAAAAAGAAACCUCGCUGGAAGGGGUGCAAGAAAAAGGGGAACCCAACUUAUCUCCUGCCCUCACCUUUAUUCUCAUUUCCAGCACACAGACUCCCCUCCUCCCCCAUCUAAGGCUACCUAUGUCACAUAGCGUGUAUAUUGCUUACACAGGCACAUCAUUUAGCCGGUCACUGUAAUGUCACUCGUCACUACCAACAACUUCCCUCUGGUUCAAUCAAAAGACAUAAAAAGUGGGUAGACUGCUCUAGAGAAACACUCUCUAACCUUGAAUGUCUAGGAACAAAAGCAGUAAAAAGCAAAAUAAUAAAAUAAUAAUUAAGAUGCUGACUAGGCUGUGGUCACACAGAAACCCCAAAUGAGGCCCGGCACCUAUGAUUAUCUUCUCCUGUUCAAGGGACGUAUGGUGGGUUCAGCCAUUGUCUCUCAACCGCCUAGUGACUGGUAGGAAACUGCGUCUCUCCAACAGGACCAAAAAGGGUAAGUCGGCGAAGAUUUGGAUCUGGUGACCCUCUACAGGAACAGCUGGGUGGUUUCUGGAGCGGGCCAGAAUCGCCAUUUUCACUGAGACAUUCCAAGUGACUGCAAUUAUGUCUCUGGGGGCAUCUGUCGGGGCAGCGGGCUCCUUUCAGAUUCGGAACGCUGACAUAAUAGGUAAGGCUCUGUCCACUGUCUUCUUUCACUUCCAGCACUGCCACCACCUGAUUAGCAUAAUUUAGCAAGGCCUCCGGGCCUACUGCCUCAGAUGCCCGCAUAUCCUCAUGUUCCUUCUGUGAUGCCACGCCUCAAGUGUGGCCAAGGACAGGUGAGAAGUUGAAACUGUUGGGGGAGAGACUCCACUUGGGAGUGAGUCUCUGUGAGGUGACCAUCCCUUUCCCCCUCUUGGGUCUCUACCUCCCCGAUGCACCUGAAGAUGCCUCCCACCUCAGCUUGCACAGCCAGGCCUCCUGUAAAGCCAAUAGCAAUUUUUUUAUGUCCCCUUUGGUGGAGUUGAGGCAUCGGUACCUGAAUCGGCUCUGUGGUAUACUCCACCCUGGGCCUGCGGAACCAUGGGCCUCUCCUCAUCCUGCGAUUCCUCAGACUCACUUGACUCCUGGGUCUUCCCGAGUGCCAUCUUAGGUUGGGCCUGGUACUGUGGCCUAUAAAAGGAGCUGCGUAUGUCGGACAUCAGGGAGCUCUCUGAGUGUAACAGCUUACGAUGCUUGCGCCCCAUAACUCUGCCAGGGGGUCAGAGUCAUAGUAGGUAGGGUUGUUGAGCAAACGUUUGUUUCGUGGCAAAUUAGUUGCUUUUUCGUUUUUUAAAGCCAGAGCUAAUCACUAACACAUCCAGUUUAUUUAUAUUUUUCAUAAUAAAUUUCAUAGAACAAUUACCUUAAAUGUUCUGGCAAACAAAGGUGGUUUUGCUGCUAACUCACCAUGAAAUAUAUGUGAGAUUGUAACUAAAACCUAAUAUAACAAAACAGGAGACCUAGAAAUUAAAAAGGAUGCAUGUUAAAUAUAAAAACUUACAUUUUCCUUAUAAAUAGUGAAAUCUGAUUAAGAAAAAAUGAAAAUCCUCACAUUUUGUUAUAUAUGAAAAAAACAAUUCUCGUUGAAAAUCCUUGAUAAACUAUGGAAUAAUUGUAUAUUUAAAUCUGUAUAUAAUUUUCUAACCUUUAAUAAGACUAAAAACAAACAUACAAAUCUAUAAAAUUGGCACAAUGCCUGUACAAUUUAAGGGAGUGGACCUCUACAUCUCUUAAAUUGUACAUUCCUCACUCAGUUUGGUUUUUGUUUUGCUGGAAAUUAAUUAUUGAGGGUGUACUGUUUCUUCUCUUCCUCUCUUUUUUUAAAAAACUGAAUCACUGUUACAAAAAUAAGUAUCACCAGGACAUCUAGAUUUGUGUUUUUUUUUUUUUUAUAUAAUAAUAAUACAAUAAAAGGACACUAUAGAGUUAGGAAUACAAAUCAGUAUUCCCAAUGCUAUAGUCUCCCUGUCCCUAGUUAGUUUUAGGCUCCCCAUGUGCUCUGUAAAAAAGUAACAGUAAUUGUAUUUACCUUAUCUCUAGCAUCAAGUCUCCCUAGGCACUAUCACAUACUCCUCCUCCUGUGUUGUCCAGUCACUUCCAGGACGAUAGUCCAAUCCAGUCCAUAGUCCAAUCCAGUACAUCUCAUUAGGCAUUGGGCACUGUAGGCACAUAUGCGGUGCUUGCUGCAAUCCAUCAUUGAUUCUAUUGUUAUAGAGAGUCAUUGGAUGCAAUGAUUUUCUAUUAAAAGCUGUGAUGGCACUGCACAUGUGCGUGUAACAUCACUGUAUACAUGUGUAUGAAAGCCUGAGAGUAACUGUCUCAGAUCUCCUAACCAGAGUGUUUGGAGGCAUGGCUUGAAGCCUUCUAACUAUUAAAAGAAAUGUUUUGGGGGCACUUGCAAGGGGAGAUCUACUGUGGGCACUAUAACAACUUCAAUGGAUGAAGCUUGUGUAUUUAAUACAGUGUCCUUUUAGCAGCUAGUCAUACCUUACAAGGCUAGAGAUAGCAAAUACCAGGACAGGAAGACCUACCAUUCAACAUGAUUCAUGCUGUAAAGCACAUUAUCUAAGUCCAGAUCAAUAUUAUUUAUAUGUAACCCUUUCUGGUGCGGCCUACCUUUAUUAUGGACUAUAUAUGGACAAUGGCUUCCAUAAACGCACAUAUCUAUGUUUAUUGUACUAAUUUUUACAGAGUUCAAAAACAAACCAUAACUAAUCUCACCGGACAUACUUUUCACCUGUAGACUAUCAGGGAUAUGGACAGUUACAGCAUGAGUAUUCCAUGUGUCUACAGGUAUAUAUAUAGCAUAAUAAUAAUAUAGCAUAAUUAUUAUUUUUUUUUAACCAGCAAAGGGAAGAAGAAAAAAAUAAACGGAACAAUAAUACUCAGACUAAUUCUGUAAUGAGAGAUCUAGAAGAGUUGCUCCCGCCAAGUGCAAGAAAUGCUCUCCGACUUCAAGCCAUUGGUGAAGGUAAAGCACCAGACUUUCCCUUAAUUGCAAUGGGAAAAUUAGAACAAUGUUUGCAUAUGAACUGCUCUGCAUGUAACUUCUUUUUUCAGUGAAAUGUUUGGUGCAGUAUGAUAAAAGUGCAGUGAUAAUGUAUGAUUGUAAGAAGGUACAUUAUGCUUAAAAUGUCAUGCAGUUACACACGCUUAAAGACGUUCAGACACACAUAAGAUCAUCCAAAGCAGAUUUUAUUUGCGCAUCAGCCUAGGUAACAUUUUUGUCUUACAAGAGUUUUUCUAACGCAUAACAUUCCCACAGCAUGUCUCAUAUCUAUAUAUAUAUAUUACAUUAACCAUAAACCAUAAUUACUCACAUAUCAGACACGCCAGCAGAAUAUGAAAAGCAGUUUACAACACUGAUGGGUUCUUCACAAACUAUUAAACAAACAAUAGGCAUUGAUCUGUCAUUGCUUUUCCUUGGUUGCUGAAGUGCACUUACUUUAUUGUCAUCCCUAACUCAUGUUUUCCAUUUUACUUGUGUUUUUUCUGUCUCUACACUUCUUUAUAUUGUUUCUACUUCUUGGUGUUGCUCGUAUUGGUGCUUUGUCUUACACAAAUCUUAAUGUUAUAUAUUUAGGGUUUAGUAAUUAUAUCUCAUAUCACGUUGAUUUGAGUUGGGUUCCACCAUUGACCUCAAUAUAUUUUCUUUUUCAUUUAAGUGCAAUUGAAGUAGAGGGAGAAAUGUAGCAUUUUCUAAAUAUGUUUUAAGAUAUUUUUCUUGUGUUUCAAUUAUUGAUCACCACUAGAGUGAUCCUAUUAUUACCGUAUGCAUUCGCCUAUGGUGUGUGUGUGUAUAUAUAUAUAUGAGAAUAAUCAGCAUUUAAAUUAAUACAUGAAUAAUAUUUACAUGCAGCAAUACACAAUAUAGCUUUAAAAAGUUGUAUGGACGUUAUCACUUGUAGCUGUUUGCUAUUUGCUGAAUGCAAAAAAUGCUUAACAAAAAAUUUGAAUAGAGAUUGAAUAGGGUUUUUGCCUUUUUUUUUAAUAACAAUAGCAAAAAUUUGAACUUGGGAGGCUAAAUUACUAUAGAUAGAACCAAGAAACUAUAUAAGGUUUUCAAAAAGCAUUAAAGCAAUGGAUUGCAAAAGUCUUACCAUUAAUCUACAGAUACCAAGUUGUUAUUAAACUGUACUCCAUUCACAGCAACAUGUAUACACAAUAAUAAUUUGAUUCUUUUUGUUCAAUUUCCAGAGAGUCAUCUCAACCCUGCUCAAAGAAACACACAGAGUGGCAGUGGGGCAACACCGACAAAUAACAAGUCAAUGCCAACACCACGUUUAGCUGUUACAAGCCCACCAGUGCCAAGACAAGCAGGAUCCCACAUGGGGGGAUCUUCCUAUCAUCCUGGGCCUAAUCCACAAGGGACACACUCUAGACAUUGA
Molecule: messenger RNA, 70756 nt
Organism: Pelobates cultripes (western spadefoot toad)
Lineage: Eukaryota; Metazoa; Chordata; Amphibia; Anura; Pelobatidae
Source: the annotation of a GenBank genome assembly